AUGGAUGAUGAUGAUAGAAAAGGGUAAGUUGAUUGUUAUGUAAGUUUUCUAAAUGUAUUAAAUGCUUGCUUAUCUGUUAGUUGUUUUUGUCAUAUUAUUUUGAUUAUUUGAAAAGGAUUUUAAUUAUUUUCUAAUUUGUAAUAGAAACACAAAAUUAGUGGAUCCACUUAAUUUUGUCUAUUUAAAUCAAAUAUUUAUUAUUGAAGUAAAGCCUGGGCUCAAAGAAAAUUUAGUUUAGUUAACCAUAAUUGUGUCUUGUGGUGAAUUGAAGACAUUUUUGUUAGUUUUAAAAUAUUAUAAAAUCAUCAAAUAAAAUAUCUUAUUUGAGUUCAAAUUAAUUUUUGUAAUGAAGUUAUUUAUUAAGUAUAUUUAUUGCAUUCAGGCCCAUGAUGAUGUUUAAAAAAAAUAAUAAUAAUAGUAAUUCAAUUUUAUUGGUUAUCAGCAAAAUCUCAUUUCUUGAAUAUUUGUUAUUGUCAACAGCUCUUCUAGAUAUCUUACUUAAAUUAAACAAUUAAUAUUUACUUUCUUAUAGUCCUUUUUUGACAAAGUUAGUACAUUCAUUAGGAAGGUCAUUUUUUGAUUUUCCUUGUAAUUUUUUUAGUAACAUUUUUGUAAUGUUUAUAAAAUCAGUUUGCUGAUUAGUCGAUAAUAAAGUAUGUUAAGUUUUUUAUUUUAUCAAGAUCUUUGAUAAUAAGAAUACUUAAUUAAGUAUAUGAAAAGUUUUUGUACAUCAUAAUGUUUACAGGUAAAAAUCAUCUAGAUUAAUUACAAAUGUAUUUAAUUAAAUAUUUAAACUUAUUUUGCCCAGUCUUAGACUUUAAAUAUUUAUUAUUCGCUUACAAUUUGAUUGUAUUCACAUUAUUGAUAAUUGCACUUUUUGAUUGUUUAAUAUUUUCAUCAGUUUUAAUUUAAUUUCUCUAUAGUAAAGAUUGUUAGGUAUAUUAUAUUGAAAUUCAGCAAUACAAUUAGGUGUUCACAGUCCUUAUCUAUUAUAAAAAUGUGGGAUAUUUAUGGUCAUAUCUGCCUUAGUUGUGUGGUUUUAUUUAAAAUUGAGUUGUCUAUAUUAUAUUAGUUGUCUAAUAUAUAUAUUAGACAACAAUAUAUAUAGUUAUAUUUUGGAAGAAUUCAAAAAUUUUAAUAAUAUAGUUAAUUAUUAUUGUAUCACAUAUGUAUGACAUAAAUCAUAAUAGUCGUACAUUUUUAAUAAUUUAAUUUAUUUUUUUUUGUUGCUUGAAAUAUUUUGAUUUUUAUUCAUUAUAUUAUAAUUUGUUCUAUUUACUAUGUUGAAUGAAAUAGUUUUUGACAGGUUACCAUUAAAUAUAACUCAAUUUACAUUUUGUCUUAUUAUUAUUUUUAGUAGAUCAUUUGUUGUUAAAAUUAUACAUUUUCAGUACACAUUGUUUUAUGCACAAGUGGAAAUUUAGUGUGGGGUUUCAAUUUUCUUGUAAAUCAAAAUUGAAAACUAGUAUGAUUGUAAUGAUUAAUGACUAUCUAAUAAAAUUAUUAUUUUUAAUAACCAAUUGAUAAGUGAAUACCAAAUAUAUCCUAAAUAUAUUUUUAUAUUUAGACAUUGAAACAGUUAAGCUCAUUUUAAACAAAAACAUUUUUUUAAUACAGUUACACAUUUAGCUUUAAACAUGUAUAAAAUCAUGUUAUAUUGAAAGUGUUACAGGGGGAAGUUAUGAAAUCAUUACCUAUAUAAAUUACUUACUGAAAUUUUUUAUAAAUAAUAAAAUACCUCCUGGAGGUAUUCUUAUAUAUUUUUAUUUUGGAAGGGUGGAAAUGAAAUUAAGAUUUAGUGGACUUUGAAUUUCACUCAUAAUUUCAUAAUAUGCAAUAAAUAUUAGUCAUAUUUGUUAGAAAAAUAAAAUUAUUAUUUAGAUAAUAUAUUGUAUAUUAUAGUAUGAUUAUGUAUGUAUGAUUAUGGUUAUUGAAUACUUAUUUUGUUUUGUUCACCUCGGUUUAAAAUCGGUGUCAUAUUUUUAAUUUAAAUUUGAAAGCAAUUGCAAGUCAUUGUAAUAGUUUGUAUUUGUACUACUUAAGCAGAGCUUGGUACUAUAUAGGGUUUUUAAAUAUUAAUUUUAAUUGGUAUUAAAAUAUCUUAUGUUUUCGAGUGUUAUGACUUUAUGAGUAAAGUUUUUAAUAUUUAUUUAUUUAUGAGUGUUUAACCUUGCAUUAAAAUGUUUAGUCAUAAUAUCUAAAGUAAUAUAUUUUCUUAAAAAAAUAUGAAUUCAUAAAAAAAAGGUAAUUUCUUAUUGUAAUAUGUAUUACAAUACAAUUCGUUUUAAAAACUAAAUAAAAAAAAAAAAAAAUCAUAAUAUUUAAGAUAUUUUAUUAGUAGGUACUACUAAUAUAACAUAUUUUAAUAUAAAUCUUAUAUUCAGAAUGUAGCAAGGGAUCAAAAUUGUCUGUUAACAACUUUUCAAACAGAAAAUUUGCUACGAUUGGAAAAUGAUUGACCUUUUUUGUUGUAUUUUGAAACUAGUUGGUGCAUUAAAGAUGUAAUUUUUUGAUUUUCUAAAGGGUUUUCAAAAUAAUUGAAAAAAAAAACACUGGAAACAAAGUUAAAGGAAAAAUGGAUUAAUAUUUACGACAUACCGCUGCUUUAUCGUUUUCAUUAUUUUUAAUUGUUACGUAUUAUGUUUUUUACCAGACAUUUUUUUUUAAUUAAAAAUGUCGAGACCUUUUUUGUUGAAUUUUAGAAAUAUUUAGUGAUUCAGAGAGUUGUUUUGAUUGGGAGUGCGUAAAAUACCUAAAAUAAAUCAGCCGACAGAAUAUACAUUCAAUAUCCCCUCUACCUUCCCAAUUGAUUACCUUCUGCAACAGUGGCGAGGUGGCGAAGUACUCGGCUACGCGAGAUGUAUGUCAGUCUUUUUUAAUCAAUGAAGUUUAUUGGAAAAUAUAUUGGUUUUGUUUGACAAUAAAUUCAAAAUGUGUAAGUGCAUGUUUACACUUGAAUAAUUGAAAUGCUUACAAAUGUUUGAAAUUAAAAAUAAUAAAAAUUGAAAAGUUAAUUAAAUAAUAUUUAACUGCCGGCGAAAAUAUUUUUCUGCUUAAAUAUUUUAUGAUCAUUUCUUGUUCGGCUUAAAUGCGGUCGGUGGAAUUAUUUUUGGCUAAAAUACAAUUCUGCUGUAUUAUAGCCCUCUGUUUUGAUUUUUCAUGUAGUUUUCCUGUAAUAAUUUCCUAAUAAUUAAUCAAAACCGGAAAAAAACGAAGAACUAAUGGUUUUAUUAUUUUGUUUUUUGUUGUAAUUCAGUGAAAAGUAUUUGAAAAACAUUUGAAAUUUUCACAAAAUAUUUAUAUUUUGCUUUUUCUAGACGGGGUAAAAUUUUCAAAAUAUUUAAGUCAUUUUUGAGUUAUCUGUAGACAUAUUAAUUUUGCGAGUUUUUAUGUAACUUUUCUUUUUGAGGUACUUUAUGGAUAAAACUGUUAGACUGCAGCAGAAAUGCUUGAAAAUUCAACAUGAGGUUUAUUAUAAGUUAUACCUAAUAGUACAAAAAAAAAAGUUGACUGUAAUGUAGUAUUUUUUUUUUAUAAGAGUUAACAUCAAAUUUUGUUGUAAAUCGUAAAUAUUACAGCCUUUUAAAACCGAAUUUUGCUUCGAAUCGUUUUUUGUUAGCAGUAUUUCAUCGUUUCUUAUUAAUAUAAAUCAAAUAACCUUAUGUAUCUUAUCUUCCCAACUUCCACCUACUUCCCAUCUACUAGGGAGGUAUUAGGAAGGUUAUUCUCAAGAGUUUUCUCAAUAUAUUGGAAAAUAACGGGAAUACAAUUUCUUAAUAUGCUAUACAGAUCUACUUAAUAUACAGAAAGAGUAAGUUAACUCUAUAGAUUUAUUUUGUACAUUGACUAAAUAGUUAUGGUAGGGACUGCACGAAUUUGAUUACAGUUUAUGAUUAAAAGGAGAAACUUCAUCUGCAGUCAUUAAAUGGGAUGUAAAGUUUUCAUUCGCCCUCUAAGAAAAUUGAAUGUAUUAACAUUUAUUGUUAUUUCUUAAAAAUAUAGAGCAUUGAAUGCAUUCAAGAAUAAAAUUCAACUAAUGCAUCUUUAUAUUCACUGCUUGUUUGGUGUAGGUACCUCAGUAACCGAUACUUAGGUAGUAACAGUUUACUACUUUUACUUUUGCAUUAUAACAUCUUCACUUGAUGUUGGUAUCAAGUAAUUAUUAUUUUUUUUUUUACACAACUAUUAUUAUUUUUAACAAAUUGGGGCACCAUUUCAAAAUAAAACUGGUCGGCCUUGGAGGCGAUUGUUUCCAAAGACGACGACAUUGGUCUUAAAGUAAUUUUAGAUGUAAUUUUUAAUAUGAUAAGUUUAUACAACAUAAAAUGUUUUUUAAACACUUGGUUUGGUUUGUAUAUUUUACUAGUUUCCAACAAGGCCUUGAAGUUACCGGGAACUUGAAAAGUACUAAUUCUCGCCGUACCACCAAAUUUUAGUGUUUAAUAUUUUAUAUAUGUAUAAAUUAUCAAGUUUCGUAGAUUUUCGGGGUAUCGUAAUCACUUCCCAGUAUUUACAAAUGCUAUUUCCUUCAUAUGAGUAUUUGUUUAAAGUUAUCUAUACUUGUACCCUGCACCACCAACUUUUUAUAAUUACCCCUUGGGUUUAGAAAUAAAUAUUGUUGCUUUGGUUGCAUACAUGGUUUUUAUUAAUUUGCUAUAAAUACGUAGUCACAGCUAUUAUUAUGAAUUAUGAUUGUAGUUUUCGAUAUGUAUAAUAUUAUAUUUAUUUAAUUUAAUUUUAUAUUAUAUUAUUUAUAUUAUUAUAAAAUACUUUAAGCUUUAGACUUAAGACUAGUGUUUUCCAUACUCUCACCAAGUUGAAAAUUAGCGGUAGUGAUAAUUCGGGUUUGGAGUUAACACACAUUUUUAUUUUUGUAUGUUCUGCAAGCAAUAAUUGAGCACUAACAUUUGGUAGUAUAGCAGAAAUUAGUGCUUUUAAAGUUCCCGCUAACUUCAUGGUCCUGUUUCCAACUCAAGGUUAAUUAUUGUCUAAUGACAUAUUAACCCGUUAACUCUUUUUCACGUUAUUUGCAAAUUGAAUGUUUUCAAUAUUAUAAUAUAUAAUAGCUCUCUUGCUCGGCUUCGCCCGUGCUAUAAACAAGUUUUUUCCUGUGUCCAUCGAAUAGGUAAUAAAUGCACGUGAUGGUAUUUUAAAUAGUGGUACAGACUUACAUCGCUAAUAUCGCUACACGGUUCCAGCUGGAGCUAUUGUUUCCUAUAUGGGGUAUCUAGAUUUCAGCUUGUUUAACGGGUGUUCCGUAAUUUAUUUGAACAACGUGAGAUGUUGGUUGUUUUUGAUAAAGUUUAUUAUUCGCUUGGUGUACUCACUUCUUCGCAGUUCUGGGGAGCUAUAGCUCGUAUUAACGAGAACUGGUAGUCAUUUAAUUUGUGUUGGUCUUUAAUGAUCCACAUAGAUUGGUGGAGUUGAGUGUCAACUUUUGAAAAAUGGAAACUUCUUGUCCAUACGAAUAAGCAGUAUUCUACUAUACUAUACAGUAAUGCGAUGGCGGAGCUACAAAGAACCGCUGAAUUAGCAUUCCAGCUAAUAGAUAUAUAAUAUAGAACGAUAAAUUAUUAGCUUUUUAAUUUACUUUAUUAAUUUAUUAGUUUAAUAAUACGGUCGACUUUAUUCUUAUAAUUUGUCCUAUUUUCACACUUAUAUUAUUGGCGUAUACAUGUGAGUUGGGAAAAUUAAUGUCAAAAUAUACACACAAAUUUGUAAAAAAGGUUAAGGGAGCUCAAGCAAUAUUAAGACAUUAAAAUGCCUUUUGAAAUGUAUGUCGUUGUUUAGUUGAAAUGUUUCGCUUGUUCGUGAGUAGUUAAAUUAUAAUGUGUAGGUACUCUAUUUUAUUAAACAUUUUCUAUAAUCGGUUGUCACGAAACUUAUUAAAUUUUGUAAAUAUGUAGCUUUAAAUUAACAUAAUAUAGUAAUAUAUCGAUUUAAUUCCCCUAACUAUGCUUUUUAAGUAUAUUUAGUUACUAGCUUUUCAUACAAAUUAAUCAAAUAACAUUUUUAUUCACCUACUUGUAUAAGUGCAAUUAAAAUAAAUUUGAUUUACAAGUUUCCAGAAAUUUCCUGAUGGUUAUACAAUUAAAUCUUUCUUCGCUUUUACGGACGUAUAGAAACGUUAAUAAUAAUAUUUACGUCGUUCAUCACCGUUUACCGUCUGCAUCCUUUUUAGUAAUAGCUACGAAAAUAUAAAUUUUGUAUUUUUAUUACCUUAUUUAAUGGUAAUUCAUAUUUUAUAUAAAAAAAUGUGCUCGGUACACGUGCACAGUUAACAAAUAAGUAUUAUGAUUUUAUAUUAUUAUGGUGGUGAAUUGUUUGAGUAGGAAAAGUACCACUCGUACCUACAUCUGAAACACCUAUAUGUCAGUGGUGUAACUGAGGGCUCACAGACUUCCUCACGGAGAGGAAGCACAAUAAUUCGGGGCCCUUAUUGUGUACUAUUCCCUAAAGUUAAUUGAUAUUUGAUAUUGAGUAUAUACGUCAGUUUAAUGUUUUUAAAUUAACAAAAUAAGUUGAGUAUCUUACAUCUAGUUAAUGUUUCACAUAAAAUAUAUUUUUGGGACUCAUUUUUUCUUUUUGCGGGGGGCCUAAAUAGUUGUGUUACGUCACUGCUAUAUGUAACAUGUUAUAUGUAAAUAUAUGUUACAUUAUAGUUUGGUUUUUACAGUUAUAUUUGAGGCGCCUAGAAUGCAAGGGAUAUAAGUGACAUUUUAUUAAAUUUGAGAAAAUUAAGUUUGGAGUUAUUUGUAUUUAUUAUAAUUAUUAUAGUAUCACUGUUCUUGUAUUCGAACGAUAAAAAAUAGUUUUAGACACUUGGCAGUAAAGAGACAUAAGUGAGUUAACAACUGUUGUGGGCUCUUGUAUCUAUUUACUUCUAAUCUAUUAUAGCAUUUUUAUUUAAAGACUAUUUUAGUAUUUUAGUAUUUGAUACUAGAUUAUAGCAUGUCAUGAUGAAUAAUUUACUUACACCUUCUUAUUUACUUGUGUUCCUGGUGCCUUAUUUAUAAUCAAUUCAUCUAGUAUACUUAAUAAUAGUAUAUUUUAUUCAAGUGUUUAGUUAAGGUUAUGUUUAACUAUUUGAGUAUUUAGGGAUAUACAAAUUGAAUUAAACAAGUAUGUUCUUGAAUACUUAUAAUGAAGCCAUUAUGCAUUUGGAAUUAAAACAUUGCACAUUUAAAGAGGAUCCUUGAGGAUAUUUGUGAGAAACGGGGAUAUGUCCGAAAGUAUAUCUGUGUAUUAUUAUUGUAUAAAAAUUAAAUUUAUUUUAAAUCCCCUAAUACAUAGUUUAAUUAUAGUGCUAUUGUAGGUACUCGUAUUAAAAGUUAAAACAACAGUGUGAUAAUUUUAUAGCUCGUUUUACGCUAGAUUAUUAACUUAACAUUUUUAAAUUAAAAAAAUGCGAAAUUAGAAUGUUAGUUACUUUUUCUAUUACGCUAUAGAUAUUCAUUUGUUUAGGUAUAAUGUUUCUAUUUAGUACCCUUAUAAUGCAAAAUUACUUGAUGUUAUUUAUAUCAAAUAGUUUUGUUUUCAAAGUUUGAUAAUUAAUAAUGAUUGAUUUGAAGCUGUAUUUGCCGAUGAUGAUACGUCGUAUAAUUAUUUUGCUUUUGAUCAUAAAGGAUGGAUUUAAUUGAAUUUUAUUAGUUUCUGAACUAAUAUAAAUGAAUUUGUAUAAAACUGUAAACAAAUUAAUUAAUUAAUUAUAAAUAAAUAAAGAACAUAGCUUAUUUAUACUUAAUAUAUGUUGAGUUAUAAUAGUGGAUCAAAGUUGUACCUUUGGUAGCAAGACAAACAAAAUAAUUAAAUUUAUAGUAAAAAAAGAACUGAUAUUGAAAAUGGGUGCGGUCACUGUAGUAUGGAAGGUAGGAUAUAUAAAGUUAUUUAUUAUACCUGUAACUAACGAUAAAUAAUAUGAAAAAUAAUCUUAGAGGCCGGAAAUUUCAAUGAAUAUAUAUAGUCUCCUACAUACAGUGUUUUCUAGAUAUGGUACAAUUUUCAUAACAUUCUGGCAAUUUUUCAGUUUUUUUUAUCUUUUUUAAAAUGUUUGAAUUUUUUUAAAAACUAUAUGGUUUCAUGUGAUUAAAAGUGUUUUGGUAUGUUACAAUUAGUAGGAGAAAAAAGUUUAAUGCAAUGUAAUAAUUUUUUUUUAAGCACUUAAAGUUCAUAUUUGAAAAUGCUAUUGAUCAGCGUCGGAUCCAGGCGUUAUUCUAGAAGUGGAUUUUAUUAAUAUAUAUACGAGGGCUAAUCAAAAAGUAUCGAGACUGAUAAUAUUACUCGGUAACCGAGCGUUGAGGAGCAAAACGAUUUGUAAACCUAGCUUCUAUGACUUAUACUGAGCACAUCUAUUCGUAUAAAAUCUCUAUAAACUUCUUCGUUUUGAUUUGACGAUAUUUUUUUAAAAAAUUUUUUUCACGUUUGGCGAUUUCGUAAUGAAUCCAAAAGAAGCGGAACUCGCUGCCACUCGAGGGCACAUUUUCAGUAUUUCAAUUGACAUUUAAUGGCAAAAACCAUGAAAUGUUGCAUCCCUCUGAAACUGGAAAAAAAUGCAGACAAAUUUUCUAAAAUNUAUCAGUGAAAUCAAACCGAAGAAUUUUAUAGAGAAGUAAUAAAAACAAAUGUACUCAGAAAAAGUCAUAGAAGCAAGUGAUACCAAAUAUAAUGCUCUUCGAUGCUGCUUUUCUGAAUGAUACUACCAGUCUUGAUACUUUUUGAUUAGCCCUCGUAUAUAUAUUAUAUAUUAUACAAAUUAUUGUAGAAUUUAAGAAUUACGUAAAAAACUAAGCUUAAGAAAGGGCGAUUAUUCUAUCGUCCUCCCUUGUAUUUGCUACUGCGUCCUAUUGAAAGAAAUAGUAUAGAGGCAUGCUUAAAUUUCUGAAAAAUAAGUUGAGAUAGUAGUUCUUCCUUCUGCGCCCCCCCCCAAUUCAAGCAAUUAUAAUUAGUCAUUUAAGAAUAUACCCAAAAUAUAUGGUAUUAAACGUGUACAAAUAAUUUGUGUUUAAAUAAAUUAUUGAAUAAUGCGUUUUACUGAUGUGCACAGACUUUCGAUAAAUAUUAGUUUUUAUACUUACCAUAUAAUGUCCUAUUCAACUGAAUUAAGACAAAACAAAAUCUUUAUUGAUUUCUAUAACCAAAAUUGUAUAAUUUUGUCGAAAUUUAAAUACCUAAUCGAAUAAAAAUAGAAAACUUGAUCAGUAUUUGUUCAAGUCUGCAGAAUUGUUUAUCCAUUCUCCGUUGUCUGUAUAAUUUGGAUAAAUAUUACAUUUUCUGUUACUCGUGCAUUUGCAGGAAAUCCGAAGAAAUUGUAUUAUUCAGAAACAUAAUAAUGAUUAUAUUAUGGACUUAGAACUGACAAUUGAAUAUAAUUAUGUUUGCAUUUAUUUUAACUGAUUGAACGAUGUUAGUUAUGUGUUUCAUACAUAGAAUUAAAUUUUUUUUUUCAUGUAAUUGUACCUAUAGUUUAUUUAUUUAUUGAACGAAAUUAGUGUUAUAUAAGUUUUGGCUUGUUAACGAGCAAACAUUUUUCAUUUUAAUAAACGCAACAUUAUACGAACGUUACGGUAUAGGGUAUACUCGUUUUGUUAUAUGCAACCUAAUCAAACAUUUUAGAUUUGUAUUUUUCUGAAAGACUUACUUUCAAAGUAUACAAUAUAAUAUUGUACGUAUGUAUAUUUAAAAAUUAAAAAAAUGUCCUAGGAUAAUGGAGACGGGUGCAGCCAUUGUUAUAGGUAAUUUAAUGUAUACCUGUAAGCAACGAUAAACCAUUGCUAACAAUAAAAACGAUUUUGAGCGUAGUUCAGUUGAUAGUGAUGCAUUGUAAACAAUAUAUAUGUUAUUUGCAUAUGAAUACCAUAUAGGUACCUAAACCUUCUUUUUGGUCUACGUAUUUUAAAGGACAACGCUCGAUGUUGGUGGUAAGUUUAUUAUUUAACAUUGGGGGGGGGGGGAGGAUCGGUUUGUCCUGGAGGCCCUCAAUUUCUCUCCGCGGCCCAGAUAGUAAGUAGGUGUAUUUAGUUAGUUGCCUAUUAAAAAGUUAAAUAUUACAUUAGUAAUCUUCACAAAUUAUUUUAUGGAUAAAAAUUAAUACUCUGAAAUUUUAUGAAUUAUAAAAAAAUGUUUAAUAAUUAAAAUGAAAAAAAAAAUUUAAUUAAUAAUAAUGAUUAUAAUUUAUUAUAAUAGUAUUAUUUUAAAUUACUUAUACUGAAAAAAGUAUAUCUAAUCGAUAAUUAUUUAAAAUAAAACCAAGAAUUUGAAAUGUAUUUAGUGGUAAUGAAAAAAAUAACAAUUAUGUGGAAUAAUGCAAACUUAUCACGAUUUAUUACAUCGAUAAAUUGAUGGAAUAAAAUUAAAUAGUGAUGGUGAACAAUUAUUUGGACAGUCUAUUUUAUAUUGGGUAACGGUCAUUAAUAAAAUACGAGUACCUAUAUCAAAAAAUUGGAAUUGUACAAAAUAGAGAGGUUCAAUUGUUUUAAGCUAGCAGACAAUCUUUGAAAAUAAAUAAUAUACCAAUUUUAGCAUUUGUAAAUCGAGAUAGUAUUAGGUAAAGAAAUAACUCGUUUUACAUGACAUACGAGUGUUUACUUUGCACAUCAAUGAAUCUAUUGACCUUUUAAUGCAUUUUAAUCGUAGGUGUAUGAAUAAUAUAGUUUAUAUUAACGCACACCAAGCAAUUUUAACUGGGGACAUAAGAAAUAUAUUGGAUAAAUUAUUUCUUUUAGCGCAUUUUUCCAGAUACGUAAGAAUAACUAAGGAUAAUAUAUCACGGGAUAUGUAUAAAUAAAAUAGGAUAUAUUUACCUUCACCAAGACAUUUUUACCGGAGACGUCAGAAUAUCAUAGUAAAUAUUUCCUCCACUCUUUUGGAUGUUAAUCGUAUUCGUAUGAAUAUAUAGGAUAUAUUUACCCCAUUCAGGGCCUAUUUUGCCGGGGUGGUAAACUUAAUUAUGUAUAUAUAUUUACCGAAAAAUAUACCAAUAACCUCGGAUAUAUUUUCCUUCCAUCUUAUCAUAUUUACCGGUAGUUAAAUAUAUACUAAAUUUUUUUUGCCCCCCUAGAAUUUUGCUGCGGGUUAACUUAUCAUAGGAUAUUUUUUAUGGCAGGUAUAUUUAUUUGGUAGGUAAGAUUAGCCUGUUAGACCGGCCAUAACAUUUCGUUAUGAGUCGGCCGGGACAGUUUCUCUGACUAGUAUCCAUCGUAAUGGCAAUGUAACCCACGGAAAACGCCAAUUUUUUUUAUAGAUUAUGUGUCAAAAACAAUAUAUAUAUAUUAUUUUACAUUUAGAUAAAAGUAUUUUUAUGAAUUCUAUUUUUUAGUAGAUUUAUUGGGCAUCGUAGGUUUUUUUGGAGUACCAAAGUUUUCUUCGACGGCUCGCCUUUGCUAAAAUUGUUAAGAGGUAUAUUUACUACAUUUAUAUUGUGUUAGAUAUAAUGUCAGAUGAUUAUUUUUGAAUCAUUCCAUUAGGAUGUGAAUUCCAUUAAGAUCGCUGCAUUUAACUUUAUUAUAAAAACAGUUUUUCUAUUUUUAAUGUGUAUAAUAUACACAAUAAUGUAUAACCAAGUAUAAUGUCAAUAACCUAUUAUAAUAAUAAUUGUAUAAAUGCGAUUAUAGUCUGCUGCAUAAUUAUAUCAAUAAGAAUAAUAAUUAAUAUAACAUAAUAAUUAUUAUUAUGGCUAAUAUUGACUGUUUUUUUUUCUUUGCACAACUUUUCUACGAGUAAAUUUUGCACCGAUUUUCAAGUACAGUACUUUUUCUGAAAGGAAAUCUGAUUGGGGUGAUACUUUAAGUAGGCCAUUUUUAAUUUCCCUAGUUGUUUUCAUAAUAAAUAGGAAACAACAUUGGAAAAAUUGGGAUGAACCGUAGGAAAAUGGGAAAAUUUACGAAAUGUAUUGUUUUCAAUUUUUUUUUGAUUGAGCUACAAAUAUUUUUAGAGACUUGAAGUUAGGAUAGAAAACUUAUAUUUGCUUUUUCUAGAUAUGAUAAAAUUUUCAAAAUGUAGUCAUUUUUGAACUAUUUAUAAACAUUUUAAUUUUACGGGUUUUGUUUACGUAAUUUUGUUCGAUAGGUACUCUGUGGAUUAAAUUGUUAGACCAAACAGAAAUACUAGACAAUUAAUAGGAGAUUUAUUAUAAAUCACACAAAGUUCAUUAUUAAUAAAAUAAAAUUAAGUCGGACUUUGUGGUAAAAAAAAAAAUGGUGCGAAGUAGGACCUAAUUCGCAUUAUCUUUUUUUUCUCUAAACUUUAAAAAAAUAUUAAAAUUCAUCUUUAAAUUUUAAGAAAAUAAUAAAAUAAAAGUUAAUUUUAAAUUUUUUUUACUAAAACAUAAAUUAUUUACAGGAAAUAUUGAAAUGGGUGUGAGACACUCUGUAAAUAUACUUAAUUGGAACGCAUACUAAUAAUUGUGGCUAAAACACAAUUUCACCACAUUGCUUUUUAAAUUUUAAAGUAAUAUUUAAAGUCAAUGAAUGAUAGUUUACCAUAAUUUAAUUUUAAUAAUGUAACAAAUAGUUAUUAAACAUUGAUAUUUCAAUUGUAUUUAUGUAAAAACCUAUAUUUAAAAUUUGUAUAGUGUUCGUACUUGGUGAUUCCUUCGGAUAUAAUUGACGGGUACAGGGAAAACAUCAGAAAAGUGUUAAACUGAGAAAAACGUGUUUUUAAUUUAUAAACGUAACAAUUUUUUUUUUUUACAAAGUAAAAAGUUUUUUUCUUGUAGGCUUAAACUUUUGGCUUUCAUUAUUUUCGACUAAUUUGGUUUUUUCGCCAUUUCGAUCGCAUAAAAGAUACGGCACGUCAAUACAAAUUAUUUGAUACCGAUAUCGCCAUUUUGGAAAAAAAGUGACUUUUCUGGUUUUUUCCUCUGUACCCUUCAAUUGUGAUUAACUAUUCAAAUUUUAGUAGGUUAGGUCAAAUUCAUGUAAAAUUAUUUUAAACAAUACAUUUAAGUAUAGAAAUGCUUUAGUGUAAUUUGUGUACAAAUAUUUACCUACUUACGUAUGCAUAUUUUGUUCGUUUCUUUUAUUUAUUUGUAUUUCAUGAAUUAUUCUGAGUAAUAAUAAAUAUUUUUUUAAAUUUGUUAUUGUCAAAUUAAUACUGCACCAAGGGUGAACAAUUUAAAUACCUCCUAUACUAAAUUGGUAUUUACGUCGCGAUUUCGUUUAUGUGUUGAUUUCAUGUGAAUUGUAUACAGUAAAAUAUAGGUACUAUACUACCUAUGCAUUAUAUGGUUUUGGAAAAAAUUAGGCUUUGACAAAUCAUUGAUUAGUUUACCGAGAUUUUAAAUUUGAUUGACUGAUAAACCGUUUUUUUGUGUUUAGUUGAGUAGUUAAUAUUAACCGUAAUAUUUAUGUUUUUUUUGUAUAUUAAAUUUCAAUAAAUAUAUAUAUUGUCUCCUACAUACAGUUUUUUCUAGAUAUGUUACAAUUUUCAUAACAUUCUGGCAAUUUUUUAGUUUUUUUAUCCUUUUAAAAUGUUUGAUUUUUUUUAAAAAUUAUAUGGUUUCAUGUGAUUAAAAGUGUUUUGGUAUGUUAAAAUUAGUAGGGGAAAAAAGUUUAAUGCAAUGUAAUAAUUUUUUUUCAAGCACUUAAAGUUCUUAUUUGAAAAUGCUUAUUGAUCAGCGUCGGAUCCAGGCGUUAUUCUAGAAGUGGAUUUUAUUAAUAUAUAUAUAUAUAUAUUUUAUAUUAUACAAAUUAUUGUAGAAUUUAAGAAUUACGUAAAAACUAAGCUUAAGAAAGGGCGAUUAUUCUAUCGUUCUCCCUUGUAUCAAUUGUGUAUUAAAAUCCUUAUAAAAUAAAAAUUUUAUAUUACACUCAAUUUUCAAACAUUUCUGUUUGGUUUAACAAUUUUAUCUACUGAGUUACUUAAAGUACCAUCUAGAUAAAAUUUUCUUUCAACAAAGUACUAUAUUUGAAAAUCGAAGUAAAAUUUUUGGUAGAUAAAUUGUUUACAAAAAAAAAAUUAACAUUAUUGUAAAAUCAAUACUUUUCUCGCUUCGCUCAGAAUCUAAAAUAUAAUCCAGAGAAGAAAUGAGUUAACUUUUAUGUUUGAAAAAUUUAAUUGACCUAUUUUCAAACCUUGUGAUUUUAAGAUUUAAUAGGUAUUUAAGAAUGUUUUAAAAUUUAACCAUCUGUGUCAGAUUUUGUUUUACAAAUAAUUCAGCUUAUUUUAAUUUAGACAGAAAUUUUGAAUCAAAAAUAUUUUGUUCAAAAAUAACUAGAAAAUUAUAUCAUAAUUUCUGUAAGGAAACGAACUUACAACAAUAAAAAUAACCACUUAUAGUAAUUUUAAUUUUACGAUUUCCCGUACUAAACGUUGUAAAAGCCUAAUUGUGUAAUUAGCUGUGUACCCACAGUUGUUCUUUAUAGGCCUUAAUUUAUGGUGGUAUUUUUAGUAUUUUAAAAAAAUAUUUACAUUAUUUUUAUCAUUUAUAUUUACAUAAACUGUACAGGUUUUCCAUCUUUAUAUAUUAAUUUGUAUUAUUAGAACGUAAAUUAUUUUUAAUUAUUAUCUGAAAUAAAUUAAAUUUGUGCAAAAUGUAGCUAUAUUUAAAAAAAUGAAUGGUUCAAGUUUUCAUACAUAUAAUGAUAAAUUAGUUUAAUUUAAAUAACUGGUUUACUGUAAUACGAAGGAUCUAUUUUAUUAUAUUUCUCGGUUAAAUGAUCUGUUUUACACAAAAUAUGUACAGAGAAAAAAACGUUAAUAUAAUCCACGUAUAAAAAAAAUUAAAAUUUGAUAUCAAAUCACAGGCACCUCGAAAAAUAUUCUGUUUCAAUGAUUUAUGAAUUUUGUCGGUGCUUUAUUUAUAAUGCACAUUAAAAUAUAUACAGUACCUAUGUUAAAAAAUAUUGACUUUAGCAAUGUCCUAGGCGAUUUUUCAAUAAUAUGCCAAUAUUAUGAUGAUUUAUUAACGUAAAAAUACUAAUCAAAUUAUCCAUUUAAAUCAAUUCUUUUACGAAUAAAUAUAUAUAUAUAUACAUAUUAUAUAAGUACACCGUAAAAUAAUAUGUUAUUGAUCGGUAUUUGUUGCAAUAAUUUUCCAUAUAGAAACCUACACGAGUUGUACUGCAGUAGUAUAAUAUGUUUGAUAAAAGAAUGAAAAAAACUAUAAUACCCAACAUUGUUGUGAUUGUGUAUUAAGACGUAUUGUUUUAAUACUUUAAAUAUAUUAAGAACUAUCCGUGUCGCAUAUUAUUUUGUUUAAGCAACCAAAUUAUAUUAGUAUUUACGUAUUCAUUUAUAUUCAAUUUAUAAUUUUUCAGUUUUAUGCAUAAUGGACACGAAGGGUACCGACCUGAUAUAUGGUAAGUUAUUGUUUUUAUUUUUUUUUAUUUUUAGUUUAGUUACUUAUACCUAUGUCACAGAUAUCCUUAUUAGUUCUACAUAUUAACGCGUAUAAUGGAUUUGAAUAGGUAACUAGCUUAUUUAUUCUGGUACUUGCUUAUACAAUACACUUUACUGCUCGUGUUUAUAUUAGAUAUAAAUAUAUAAUACAUAUUAUAUAACGGAUGCGCCUAUAUGCAUACAGGUAUAUAUUUAUUCACAUUUUACUGGUAUGACAUGUCGAGUACUUUGAGUUAGUAAGUUUACACAAAUAUAUAUUUCAAUGCUAUUAUAAUAUUAUAUAGGUAAAGUCAGAUGCGUAUACUAACAAUUAUUUCGUUGGUGGGUAAAAUAUAAUAGUAAUCAUUCAGGGAUUCAAACUGGUCUAAACGGGUUAUAUCAGACGAUUUACAUGGACUUAAUUGAAACCAAAGUCACAAUGUAUGAUUUUAAGACCAAAUAUAAUUUAUUGAAACGAAAAAAUGUUGUGUAACAAACUGUUUAAAUUUUGAAAAAUAUGUUUUUUUUUUACGGUUUUUAAGUGAAUUUUCAUAUAUUAUGUUGAUUAAAUUAUUACUGGUUUGAAAAAUGAAGGAAGCUCAUUAGGAAGAAAACAGGGAACCGAAAUUGAGUGAUAGAGAUAGUGCUAGUUGGGAGCAGUCACGGAAGAAACUAUUCAAUAGUUUUAUUUACACCAUGUAAUUGUUAUUACUUAUUACUUAUAUAUCUAUACGAUUUAAAUUGAAAUAGUUUUUAUCUAUCAGCUUGAUAUGACUGUUUAAUCAAUUUCAUAGAGUAAUACAAAUGUAUUUAAAUAUGUAUUCAUCCAAAUAUUAUAGACGAGGAACGAGGAAAACGUUAUUUAUUUAAUAAUAUGUCUAUGGUCAUGUUUCGUGAAAAAAGUUCUCUUAAAAGUGGCAAACUGAAUUCAAAUUUUUAAUGACGCAAUUUGAUAUUUCAGUAUUAUCAUCACUAUCAUAUUGUCUCCACCCCCCUUCCCUAUACAUACACAUACAGUUUUCAAACGGUUCAUGAUACAAAUUAAAUUAAUUAAAUUCUUAUAUUAUAUAGAUAAAUGUGAAAAUUUUCCUGUGUCGCUUACCUUUUUAUAUCAAAACCGUAGAACAGUUUUAGAUACAAUUUGGCAAGGAGGUACUUAGAUUGCAUUCUGAUGAAAAUCGUAGGCUACCUUUUGUUUAAAAAUAAUAGAUUUCUUAUAUUAAAACACUUAAUUUGUUUUGUUAAUUUAUUGGUUACCAAGGUAACAAAUCUAUCUGAAAAAAUCUAUACGUAGAUAUUUAGUUUGUAAACUACCCGCAUUCCACAUGUUUUUUUUUAAAUUUCAAUAGAUGCAUUAAAUAUAAGUAUUAUAGUUCAUAUGGAAAAAACCGUACAUGUUUGUUGCUAUUGUGAUAACUGAUAAUACCUUUAAUAUUGGAAUAUUAGAUACUUAUACUAUUAAUGUUAAACAAAUAUCAAAAUAACAUUCUAAUUAUUCAAGCAUGCCCGGCACCUUGUACUCACCACCCACAGAUCAUUAUAAUUAUUUAAAACAGUUGUUCAGCAUGGUAAUUUUAUACCACAUGUAUCUGGAGAUGAUUUUCAUGAUAAAUCUAAAGCUUUUAAAAAUAUACUCAUUGGUAGAGAUUAAUAUGAAAAUAUUAAAAUUGAACCCAUGGAAAAUAUUAAAUGUAACUAAUGUACUAAAUAUCUUUAUUCCAAGAGCUAUCACAUACCAAUAUAAUUUAAUUUGAAAUUUAUUUACAUUGUUUAAAUUUGUGUUGCUAUUAUCAUUAACUACUUGUAAAAGAAUAUUUCCUAAGCUAAAUAUAAUAAAAACUAAAUUUAGGGUCUUUUUUACACCAAGAAAAUCUUAACCUACUAAAAUGUUAAUGGAUAUUGAAAAGAAUAUUUUGAUUGACUCAGAUAAAUUGCUUGAUACUGUUGAAAACUCAUCUAGUAAACUAAAAAAAUUACUUUGAAAACCAAUUGUACAAUUGUAUCACAUUAUAAAAUAUUAAGUUAUAUAUAAAGUGGUGUCGAUUCACUUUAACGCAGUAAUUCGACGCGCAUCAAAUGGACGCGGUCAUUUUGACACGGACAAUUGGGUGCAUGACACAUUUCGACGCAUUUUUUUUAAAAUUAUUAUUAUUAUUAUUUUUCAAAAUAAAAGCGUAUAUAAAAUAAAAAAAAGUAAAUUAUUAAUAAAUAAAAAAUUUAUUUCUUAUACAUACAAAUUUAAAUUGUGCACAAUCCCUGUUAUUUUUUAAAAUACAUGUAUAUAUAAAAUUAAAAUUAAAUCAAUUAUUAUAAAAUAUUAAGUAUAUAAUCUUUAGAAAUAUCUAAAAUAUUGUUAUAUUUAUACAUUUAUUUUGUAAAAUAAAUCAAUAAUAAUAAUUAAACAAAAAAAAAAAAUGCGGCAAUUUUAUCGUAAGUCGAAACGAAGUUGCGUCAAAAUGACGUGCUUCGAAAUGUACUAUGCGUCCAAUUGUCUCACGUGAAAUAACUGCGUCCAUUUGACGCACGUCGAAAUGACGUAGAUUCAUAUAAUAUAAAGAAUUAUUUCUAUUCUACAUAACGAUUAAUGUAUAAUAAUAUAAAUAAUCAUAUAUUAAAUAACUAUGUAAUUUACUUAAUUUGUUUGUGUAUUUUAAAUAAGGUACCUUUAAAACAUAAUACAUAGUUAUAAUAUACUACACUACUUAUAAUCACUUUUUAUUAUUUGAUGAAACAUUUUUGGACCCUUAUGGAGAAAAGUAUCUGAGGCCCUUUAAGUACCAAGCCGGUACUGCGUACAAAAAUGAUAAUCACGAAGACUAAUGUUGAAUUAGUAAUAUUGAAAUAUAACUAAAUAUCUUUAUCUACACUCUGCAGUUAGAUUCGAAAUCCAUUUUAAAACACGUAUGUUUUUAGAACUAUUACAAUAGUUAUAGGUCAUGCUGCGGUAAAUCUAAAAUUUGUAAACCAUAAAAAGCCCAAUAUUAAUACCUACCUUUAUUUUACACGUUGAUUUAUUUUUUUUUUUAAAUAGUUGUUUAGUUGUUUUACGUUGAAUUGUAUUUUAUUAAAAAAAAAAAACUUGAAAUUCUACUACAUCAAUUCUAAUGACUAUACACAAAUACAAUGACACAAUGACAAAACAUAAAACUAAAUUUAUGUAUCUAUAGGUAUAUAUUAAAAUAUUUAUGACUACGCGCUAACGUCAUAAAUAAUACGAAUAAUUUUUAGAGAUAUUGACCGUCGAAUAUACAGUAUAAAUUAAUUAUAAUUCAAGGUCUAAAUUAUAAUACGUUCAAUAAAAUUAAAAUUAUGUAGUCACCACUUAUAACCAGAAUUUUAGACACCAAACUUCUAAAUUAAUGUUAGCGGGUGUAUUCAUAAUAUGGAUAUUUAAAAAUUAUUGCUAUUUACAAUGUUUAUGGAUUCCAUACAAUGAACUUAACAUUAUAUUCAAUUCGAAAACAUUAUUUUAUUAAAUGUGACAAAAACAAAUUUCUUGAUAAUAAUUAAUGUUCUUAAACAUUUUUCAUUCAGCAACACUAUAGAUUGAUAUAUUGAUUAAGUAUAUUCGAAUGCCGAUGAUAACAUAAUAAUUGAGAGGUAUAUAGUUUUUCAAUUUGCUGUUGUUAAUGCGAAAAUAACUAGAAUGUGGAUUAAAAUUGUAUAGGUAUUAUAAAGUGAUGGAAAUUGUAAUUCUUAGUUGUUGAAUUAUUCGAGUCGUCUUUUAAAUGCAAUAUUCAAUUAUUAUAUUUUUUUAAAAAUAUUUUUGUUUAACGCCUGUAGUAUAGGUGACAGAUUAUGCACGCGAGCUUGUUACACUUACAGCAGAACGGCGUAUAUUAUGCAUAUAAUUUGAGUUGUUGAAUAUUCAACAAUAAAAUAUAUAUUUAAGAUUUUAGGUUACUUAAGAUGUGUUUAGACUGAGGUAGUCAAACGGGGAUGGAUGAGAGAGCAUAUCCUCCUUAUUAAGAAUCACUAAAUUUAUAUAUUAUAUUUAGUAUAAUAUGUAGGGUGUCAAAAAUUAACACAUAUUAAAAAAAAGACGUGUUUUUACUUAAAAUUGUUUUCUUGUUUAUAACAGUCAAUAUACAUAAUAAAUAAUUAAAUAUAUCACUAUACCCAUAUAAGAUGUACCUAAACUAAAAUAUAAUAUUUUAUUGUUUUUAAAGUAAAAGUUAAAAUUCUUGGUGGGCCAAGAAUUAUUAUUAUUUUUUUAUGGUCUUUUGUAAAAAAGGUUAGUUACCACUUUUAUAGUAUACGAGUAGUGAUUCAUAGUUAAAAAAAACAAUUAAAUAAAUAAUAAUGGUUCUUAAAAAUUAUCCUUAUCCCCCCCCCAUCUCUUAUGGCAAAAUCAUUUGACUGCCACUGUUACUGCAGUUACUAUCGAUGUGUAUCAUUUUUUGUUUACAUUUUAGUUGAAAAUAUUAUUAGCAUGUAAAAUUAUGUGAAGGUAUAAUAUAGUUUUAAAAAUGUUUGUUCAAAUUGUAUUGUUACUGGAAACGAUUAUUAUUAUCGGUACGUUCUCGUACAAUAAUGGUCAAAAAAGUUUUUGUAAUAGUCCUUCUGGAUUUUCAUAAAAAUGGAUUAUAUAAUUUUGUUAUUUUUAUAUUCUUUGGUAGUUUAAUAAUUUGUAAAAACUUCCGAGUUCUUUAAACUACUCUUGAGAAUGUUUUACAAAAAUAAAACCAACCCUAUACAUUAUCGUAUAUAUAAAACUGAUAACAUUCUCGUUUUCUCGAGAUUUUAAAAUAACUAAUAUACUAUUUAAUUUAUUUUUUAUCAACUCUAUACUAUAUAAAUAUAAUGUAUUUGUUACACAAUAUAAUAUUGCGUAAUACAUUAAUAUGUACAAUAUUAUAUAUAUCUAAUUAAAAUGUCAAAAUAUCGUUCGGACUGUUUAGAGUAGGUGAGUGACCUUUUCCAAAUGAUAUUCAACUAUACAGGGUGAUUCACUAAAAUAACUUAAAUUUUGCAUGUAUUCAAAUUCUGAUUUUUGGAAUGUUUAAGUGUAGUUAAAAUCGAUAUUUUCAAAUACUUUGAUUUUUCACAAUAUUUAAGGAAUAUUCUGUGGUGAUAUCAACUUUGGUUUUUCAAAUGAAAACAUGACGUAUUAAAAAUUCCGUAAAUAGAUAGAGUAUUCUUUAAAUAAAUUUUGGUGUUAAAAGUAGAAUAUCUCGUUAACGGGUUGACGGAAAUAAAAAAUUUUAACACCAAAAUUUAUUUAAAGUUAUAUUCCAUUUAUUUACAGAAUUUUCAAUAUAGGUUCUCAUUGAAAAACCAAAUUUGGUAUCUAAGUAUUUGAAAAUAUCGGCAUUAAAAACACUUAAAAAUUCCAAAUAUUAGAAUAAUUCUAAUUGUUUGAAUCAAAAUCAAAUCAAUCAAAAAAAUGAGUUGAGCACGCUUAGUGAAUCAUUAUGUAUAUAAAAUACUUACAUUAAGUUCCCUUAAUUCCUUCACGCAUAAAAAGAGUAGAGUUGAUUUCCAGGAACUCUUUUUUUUUUUUUUUUGUUUUAGACAUUUAGUGAUAGUGGGUAAUAGCGCAAUACAUUGAAAUUAGUGAUUUUCAACCACUGAUUUUCAGUAUUCUUGUAUAGAUUCAUGUUUAUAGAAUUAUUGAGUUCAUAUUAUUUUAAACAAUGAACAAAUUUCCUCCACAAAAUAAUCAUGUACUGUAAUUUAUAUUAUAUAUUACUUGUAUUCUACUUACUUAAUAUUUUAUAAUAACAGAUUGUAAAUAUAUUUAAUAAUAAAAAAGAAAAAAAAGGUUAUAACCAAUUAAUUAAUAUAGUUUUGUAUAUUACUAAGAAAUUUAGAUUUAUAUAUCAUUAUAAACCAUACCGAGUGUCACUGAGUGGAUAAUACAAUACUUUAUUUAGUUUCAUACAAGGUCUGGGCUGUCUUUAUACAAAUACGGAUAUAAAUAUUAUAAUUAUUUCGAUAUUUUAAUUGCCCAAUUAUUAUUUUUAUCAUUAAAAUGACUUAAAAUUAACAUUAAAUGCAGUUAAUACCUAUAGAUGUGCAUUCAUCAUAGGAUUUAAAACACACGGAAAUACCUAUUGGUUUUGCGGUUUAGACUUCUCGAUAUUAAAUAGGUAUUAAAAAAAAUAUUAACGAACGUAAAACUUACAAUGUUAAAAAUAUGUAAAUAAAUACAAAUAUUUUAUACAUUAUUGUAUACAUACAAUUUUAAAAAUAUUAUAUUUUACGUGUCCCAUAUCUCUAGUUUAGAUUUGGUUAGGUCAGGUGUUUUGUGUACCUAUAUAUUUUCGAAAUAUUAAAAUAAAAUAUAUAUUUUGUAUCAAUUUUUGGUCAAAGUAGGAAAGAGUACUUAAUUGGCAUAUAAUAUUUGAAGAAAGUUUGGAAAGUCGUUUCGCCUGAUCACUCUGUAUUCGUUUAUAUCUAUAUCUCUAUUAAACUUCAACCUUUGAAGUGAACAAUUACUACACAUUUCAUGCUGUACGUAUCAUGUAUGUAUUAUAUUAUAUGUAUUAUAUUAAAAAGGUUAGGUCUCAUUAAUAACAAUAUUAUAGAAUUCGUUGUAUAGAUCGAUUGCCGGAAUACUAACUCCCUUCUGUAUUUUCAAUAAUUUUGUAUAUUAUAAAUAGUCGAUUUGAUGGUGUAAUUUACACACCGUCUUAUCUUUUUAUAUGGUUAUACUCGUAUCCUAAUUCUUUGUGCUGUGCUUCAAGUGCUAAUAAGAAAACCUACCGUAUUGAUAACUGCAGCUACAAUAUUAUUAUUAUUCUAUACAGUCGAAAGUUCUCAUUGCGUUAUCUAUAAAUGACUUCGUGAUUGUACACGACUUUUGAUUGCAGUGUUUUCGAUUAGUUGCCGUUAAACCGUAGACGAAUGUGAUUUACUUUAAUUACAAUUUGUUUUUGACACUGUCGAGUGUAACUUUCAUAGUAGGUACCUAUUAUAGGUUAUAAUAAAUAUUAAAUAAAGAUGGACGAACACAUAAUACACGAAAAGGAUACUUACGGCACAUUUUUAGACGACGCUACAUCAGAAACCUCUUUAUUAAAUGACAAGUACGUACCUACCUAUAUAUACCCAACACAGUUGUUUAACUUAUUGUGUAAAAUGUACAAAAAAUGAUUAUUUAAUCGUGAAAUUAUUAUUCUAUUUAGUAUACUUACAUAGUUUUUAACUAAUCAUAAUUUUAUUAAAAAUAGGUGUUACCUAUAAUCAUUUUCGAUUUUGAUUUUGAACAGUUUUUUUUUCAACGGAAUACCAUCAUGAAGAAUUUAAUCUCAUCAAUUAGUAUUACAAAUUAAGUUUGGUUAUAAAACCUAUAGCUUAUUAAAUUUUCAAACCAGUUUGAAGAACAAAAUGGAUUAUUAUUAUUACUGUUUAAUUAUAAUUUCAUUAUUGAAGGGAAGGGCGUCGGCAUUUUUAAUUUUGUAAAUUAUUUUAAAUCUGUUGAAAUAAUAAUAUAUGUUGUGCCUAAACACUUCUCGUAGUUAUACCCUAGAUGAAACUAAUUACUAUUUUAUAAAUUGAGCAUUAUGCUUGAGUAAAUCAAAAAUAAUUAUUUGUGUAGGUUCUUAUCAAUAUGUAUGCGUUGUCUUUUAAUAACUGAUAAAACAGUUUACUGUAGUCUGUGAUAUAAAAUCAUUUCAAACACUAGAAAUUCACUUUUCUCAAUAUUUUUGAAUACUAUAGUAAAUUAUGUCGUUAUAAUAUAUAAAUAUAUAAUUAUAUUGUAUAUUAAUACAAGUAAUCAUAAUAAUAUAAACUCGUGAAAUAUAUUUAUACUUAAUAAAAGAGUAGCCAUGAAUUUCCUGUAUUUAAUCUACGUGAUUUAUAAAAUUAAAAACAGUGUUUUGGUGAUAAUUAUAUUCUGGAAUCAAUUAAAGUAAUUGCGUUGUUUAAUUGAUUUCAAUUUGAUGAUAUAUUUGACUAUAAUAUUAUUAAUUAAUAAUUGAUAGGUUUUAAUUAGAACUAAAAUAUAACAACUAAACAUACAUAUUAAUUAUUUGAAACAAUUAUUAUUAAUUUAUUGUGUUUUUUACACGGCAAUAAUAAAAGAGCUGAUACUAAUGACGGAUAUGCCACUGUUAUAAGCAGGUAGUUGUAAACGUAGAGCACAUAAAACUGUAAAUUAUAUCUGUAAACAACGAUAAACCAUUGCUAAUGAAAAACGAUUCGGAGCAAAGUUUGAUUAUACAUGUUUUGAAAGGCCGUAAUAUUUACAAUUUUUGUCAAAAUUUGAUAUGAAUUACAUAAAAAAAUAAAAUACUACAUUACAUUCAAUUUUACUUUUAUGACUACUAAGUAAGACUUAUAAUACACCUCUUGUUCAAGCGUUCCUGUUUAAUCUAACAAUUUUAUAUACGAGUACCAGGCAAAUAAAAAUUACGUAAAAAAGUAGCAAAAUUAAAAUGACUAUAUAUCUCAAAAAUGGCUCAAAUUUUUUGAAACCCCACGUUUAGAAAAGGCAAAUAUAAGUUUAAGUAUUCUGUGACAAUUAAUGAAUAAAUAAAUAAAUUUGUGAAAACAAUAAAAGCAUUAUUUUCGUAAAUUAUCCAGUUCUUUCUGUUUUUAAUAAUUAUUAAAAAAACUUCAGGGGAGAUCAAAAAUACUACUCUCCAACUCACCAACUAAAUUAAAAAUGCAACAAAAAUGGCUUUAAUUGUUUUUAUAUUGGAUCAAUAUUUCUAGUAGAAAACAUAAAGCCUACAAAUUUGAAAUAAAAGAAUCAUUUUUUUUUUAUAAAUGUCCUGCAGUUUUAUGAUUUAGUUGCAUGUAUUUUGCAUAUAAGAUAUUAUUUACAAGAUAUUAUACUAUGCACAUUGAUGAAAUUACACUUCCAAUGAAGUGACUCCUACCCUUAAUCUAAAAAUUUAAUUCUUUAACUAAGUAAUAUGGUUUUCAACGUUCAGAUGUUUAAUGUCUUUGGAAUUGUCUAAUAAUUUGUGUUUGUAUUUUGGCUCGUGCUUGCGAGCAAACCUUUUGAUUUCGUCUGCUUUUGUAGGUUAUCAUCAUAUCGCGGUGAAUUAUAUCGUAUUUUGCUGAAUCUUUUUUGUGAUUAAUGUUUGAUUCAGUAAAAUUUGGAUGUUAACGGUCUUUCGUAGCGUUAUAGUUAACAUGUAUCAAUUUAUCACCAUUUUUCUUAAUUUUACAACAUUUAUCCAGGCAUAGAUGUUGUCAAUUGACUUUUGUAAGUUAUAAGUUAUAGUUAGUUGAUUCUUAUAUGUCGAAAAAAUUGCCGUAUCGUCGAAAAAUAUAGCUUGUUGUGUUGUCAUUGUUUGGUAUAUCAGUCGUACAGAAUAGGUCCUAAAAUAUUACUUUGUGGUACUAUCCAUUUGACAUAUUUUUCCAUUCAGUUAUCGCUUCUUUAUGCAUGAUUCGGAAUUAACGGUCGGUUAAGUAUGCUUGAAGAAGUGCAUUCCAAGUAUGUGGCAUUUGUUCAUGCAGUUUUCUGAGAAAUUCCUUGUGUCAGACUUUAUUAAAAGUUUGAGUUACGUCAAGAAGCACUCCACAGUAAUACUUUUUUUCUUCGAGAGCUUUAUUAAAGGAGUUUGAUACAAAUACACAUUCUAGGUGCCGAGCAUAUAUUUUAUUAUUACUACAGUCCCAUCAUGAGUGUGGUCGCAUGGAUGUUCAUUCGAUGUAUACAUUCGAUAGCCACGCAACUGUUCCACGUAGGUAAAUUAAGAAAUUAUAAUGCCGUGAAUUUAUCAGUUUUCAUUUUUCGUAUUUUUCAUAAUUAUUAAAAAAAAUAUUUAGAAAAUCAAAAACCAUAUUGCUUACUUACCAACUAGAUUAACUAGAUAAAUUAACUAUCACUGAUGUUUUUUGACAUAAUUUUUCCAAAACAGAUACAUUUUUGUUAAUUCAUUCAUGUUCAUAUACUCAUAUUACACAUACUAUAUUUUUAUAUUACAUAGAUUAUUUAAAUUAAUGCAAAUCACUCUGAAAUAUUAACUGGAAAAAUGGAUUUAAUUAAAUUGAAAUUAUUUUAAUAUAGCAAGGGCAACUACGGUAUCUGAAAUAUUACAAUUUAAUAAGCUUAUAUCUUAUUUGAAAAUUUGAAUGUCGAAAAAACAAAUGUUCAUAUUUGUUUUUAAAGUUAUAUUUUUUUUUCUAGAAUGUGUUUCUAGGUAGGGGGACAAUUUCCCGUAAAAACUUUAUUUUGGGAGCAGUAAAUAAAUUGCUUUCCGGUUAUUAUGAAAGUGCAGGCAGGCACUCUAGUGAUGAAGUCUUUUUUUAUUUAUAAGUAUUUUGAAAGGGGCAUGGAUUUAUAAAAUUAGUGCAAUACGAAGUUUCAUUUAUUUUAUCGGAUCAGUUAGAACUGAUCCGAUAAUUUAAUCUAGUCUUAUAGUACUAUACACACAAUACCCAACUCUUAAAUAUAAUAUAUUUAAGACCUAUAUUAUAUAUUUUUAAUAUAACAGUACUUGAAAAAUUAAGAUAGUAUUAUUUUAUAUUCAAAACGAAUAUAAACUGCAGUAAAAAAAAAAAAAAAAACAGGAUUACUAUUCAAUCAAACAUUUUUACUGCGUAGUUGAAUAUAUAUAAUAUAUAUAAAUAAAAUAAGUAUUCGGUUUCAUUAAAUUAUUAUAUACGAACAUUAUAUUUUUAAUUAUUGUUUACCCAAAACAAUAUUUUAUUUUAAUGAAAGCCGGUCUUAAUCUCUAAAACGAGAGUAUAACUACAGUAUUACGUUGAAUUAUAAAUAUUUAUUUUAAUGUACAUUUGGAAAGGCGUCAUAAAUCAUUGUAUUCAAACAAUUAUUAUUCUAGGUACAGGCGAUUGUAGUAUGUUUAAAGGUUUUUUUUUCUUAAAACAAAUAUAUAAACACUUAUAAACAGGCUUGUUUGAAAUUUCACAUUUUUAUAAAAUUACUGUGAAAUUUGAUACAUUUCAUUUCAGAGUACUCGUAUCAUAUUAUGUGAUGUUCAGUUUUCUAUUAACAACACGUAGGUAUAUUAUCUCUUGUUAUGGAAAAUGUGGUAUAGUUUUUCAUGUGAAAACAUUUAAAUCGUUCCUUAUUAUGUAUAUUAUGGAAUUCGACAUGUUUUGAGAAUAUUUAAGAGUAUAAAUUAUGAAAACAUUAUUUUAUGAAAUUUUUAAUUUUGGAUGACAGAAUGAUCCAUGCGGCUACACUCAAUGUUUUGAAGUAUCUUUCAAGUAUAAAGAACAUAGUACAGUGAAAAAUAUGAUUGUUCGUAUUAGUUAUUCUUUAAAUAAAAUAGCUACAUGCUAUUUUAAGAGGACAUGAUGAUUAUGCUCACUAAUUAUAUAACCGACAUAAUAUAAUUUAUUUGAUCAACUCAUUGUUUGCAGUAAUUAUAAAUAUUUAAUAAUUUCGUAAGAACUUAUAUACUAAAAAGGUCAAAUAUAAAUGUGUGUUAACAGAAGGUCAAGCCAGUAAGUCUUUGAAAUGCAUUUUUACAUUUAAUUUAUAUAUUAUAUUAUAGUUUUAUAAUUGUUUUUUUUUUUUUGUUCUAUCGAAGAUUGACGUUUGUACGAAUACAUUUACAUUUAUAUACCCAAUUGAUCUUAUAAUAUAUUCACGUUGCGUAAAUUAACUAUCAUCAUGGCGUCUUUUUUAAAAUAUAUUUUUAAUAUAUUUAGUAUAUUUUAUGGUAUUUGAUUGCGUCUAUUGGAAAUUCAUCACCUAUAUUAAUAUCCGUAUUGAGAUUUAUCUAGACGAUUCAUUCAUAUAAUAUUUGUUAAUAUUUUAUUUUAUUUAGAUUAACAAAAUUUAUUAACAACUAUUUGAAGUUUGUUUAAGAUUUAAAAAUAAAUAUCAUUUUAGCAAUUAACUAGAUUUAAUUAAAGAAAAAAAUAUUUUAUCUAUAGGUACAAGAAAAUAUUAAACAAUGCUAUAAAGUUUUAUUUACAGUUAAAAAUUCGAAUUUCCUUGUUUGUGAUUUAUAAAAUUUAACCACUCAUAAAAUAAGUAUUAUAAUGUUAUCAUUGAUAACAUUAAUAACUUAUCAAUUAUAGAUAAUAAAAAAAAUAACCUUUUUGUCGAAUUUUUUUGAAAAUUGAGACUAUUGCGCUGUGUCGUGUCUGUUUAUUAUAUAUAUUAGGAUGGAUCUGCGGGAUUUUCUUUUUUUCUUUUUUUUUUGCUCUUCUCAUGAUAUUAUGUUCAACUAGGUAAUAAAAAUGUUUUCUUCAAAUUUAUACAUUUUCAAAAUGUUUUUAAAAGUUGUAAGCAUCAAAUUUAUCAAUAAUACUUAGUUGUUUUAUUAGUAUUAUUUUUUUUUUGUCUAAAUACUCAUUUCUCGAAAAAAAAAAAAUACAACAGGUAAAGAUAAUUAGCAUAAAAAAAAAUAGGUACAUUGAUAUUUAAAAAAAAAAAUUGAUUCUUAUUUGACUUGUAGAAAAUUAAAUUUUUGAAAUUAUCAGGUAGUUUUGAAGGGUUUUUUUGGUGAUUCCAAAAAAAUGAGGGGAAAAAAUUAUCCGGACCAGGAUUUUAACAAAUAUGGAUCAAAUCUAAUAUAUAUCUUUUUUCCGUUAUUUUUGGACAUUUUGAGUGACUCCUCUAAGUAAAAACUUAGGAAUUAAGAAUUUUUUUGUAGUGGUGGUAAAAGUUGAGUUAAUUUUCAAUAUGAACGUAGCCAUAUUGUUGCGAGUCGAGGGUGUUUUUUUAAUUUGUAUAUCUUUAUAUACUUCACGAAUAAAAUUAGUAAAAUGAAAUAUACAUAAUUAGAGUAAGUAUUUACCUUUUGGGGUUUAAAUUUUCAUCUCCCAUCCAUACAAUUUUUGUGAUCAAAUUUCACUAUUUUUUUUUUUUUUUUUGGACAUAGUAUAUCUAAUUGUAGUAUAGUAUUAGUAUUAGUAGUAUAGUAUAGUAUUCGGUUAUUUAUUAUUUGUAAUAAGUAUUUUAUUUUAUAUUUUUGUUUGACAAAAUGCGUGAAGAAAAAUUCGGUUUUAGUAACAAAGCACUGCUACUUACAGGUGUUUUUUUAUUAUAUCAAGAUAAAUUCCAAUUUUAUAUUAUCUUAUCUAAGAUAUCUUGAUUUGUAUACAUAGAUAAUUUUGAAACAAUUACCUUUAUUUCGUUCAUCUGUGUUUCAAUACUGAUGAGAAUUCUAUUCUAUAAUUCUAUUCUAUUUUAUUCUAUAAUAUUGUAUUAGAUUAUUACGCUCGAUUUAAAAUUAAUAUAAUAUUGUCAUGUCCGACGAUAUAUAUACCUACGUAUUAUCAUAUAAUUAUUCGUGAUCAUUUAGAAAUUAUUAAAUUGGAAUAAUAUUUUUACAAAUAUGAUGUUUUGUAAAGAAAUAGAAAACCUGUGUGUAAAGUAUAAAUUAUGUAAAAAUUGUUAACAAAUUAUACAGUUAUUCGUUUUUUUUGUGUGUUUACAUCACAAGGAGAGAGGAAUACAUGAUAACUACAGUGGAAUGUUAAAAUCACCCGUGAACCGCUGUAUAAAUAUAAUAAGUGACCGUUUUAUUUUAAUUUAUCGUCUUGUCGGCUAUGCCUGCUGAAAUUAUAAGGUUGUUAAAAACAAAAUUAAAUUUAUUCAUGUUGUGCUUUGGAUAUUACUUUAAUAUAUUCAAGUUACCUAUUUAUAUUUCCCCGGUGUAUUCAAUACAUAAUAUUGUAAUCAUUCACGAUAAAAUAAAAAUAAUUUUUUAUCGUAUGAGAUGCCGCCAUAAUCAGCAUAUUAUAUUUAUACGCGAAUCAACAGAAUUUUAACACGGUUUUGAAUAGGUGAGAGAAUGCGGUUUAGUGGUUAUAUACUAUCAAGUUUGGCAGUUUUGAAAAAUUUAAGAAGGUCGGUGUUGUUGUCGUUCACUAUCUUCGGGUCAUGGCCGAGGAUUUUGCAAAGAUAUCGGUGUAAAGAUAUUGGUUUUUUCGGGGUUCUUAAAUGUGUUACGUUGUGUGAUACUUUUUAAUUAUUUUCUACGAGACAGUUGUGUGUUAGUCAUGUAGGCCAAUUGCCAGGGUAUAGAAUAUAAUAUGGUAUCACACGUAUACAUUUUUUGCUAACGACAAUUUUUCGCGUGUUUAAAGUAUUACAUAUUUUAUAUAAAUAUAUUACAUGUUACACCACAUAGGUAAAUUUGAUAACGGGGCAAUUUUUGCCUAUUCCGUGGAUUGGCCAAGUCAGUUUCCCAAUUCAUAGCGUAUUAAAGUGAAUAUAGGGUAAAAAGUUGAACAUUUCAUGAAUUGGCAACAUGUAUUUUUAAAACUUGACUUAAUACUAUAAACUCGGUUUCUAAAUUUAUAACAUUGAAAAUUAAUAUAUUUUAUAGGUAGGUAUUAAUUAUUUUUUUGUUGAUAAUUACAUUUUUGUAUUUAUUAUUUUUUACAAAUAUUUUGUAGAAAAUAUAAUGUUAAAAUUAUUAAAUCUAUUGUUGUUUGUAUUCAAUUCACUUUAAAAACUAUAUAAAUAAUUAAUAUUAACAACAAACAAUUUAUAUAAAUUCAUAAUUUAUUAAAAUAUCGUUUUAACUAUAAGUAGUACAUAUAUAUUUAAAAUAAUUGUAUGUUACUAGUUUUGCUCAAUUAUGAUAUGGGCUAUUUAUUAAGCGAUCAUUUUUUGAUCAAGCGAUUAUUUUGUUCAUUCUAUGAAUUAAGAAAUUCAUUUGAUUUAAUUCUAUUUCACAAAAACUUGCAAUUUCAUUAAUUGGACAAAUAGUUUACCCCUGAGGUGUAACAUAUAAUAUACUCAUAUUCAUUUAUGUAUAUAUAUUUAAAUAAAAUAUAUAUGUAUAUUCAUUUUUUGUAUAGAUAUAUGUGUAACUGAAAAUAUAGCACCAUUUUAAAAGAUUAAGUCAAUUAGUUAAUUACUGUUUAAAUAGAAACGCAUUAUUUGUAGGGUGCAGGUAUUAAACUAUUCUGCUUUAAAUAAAUCGUCAAUAAUUAUACUUAGUCAUACAAUAUUCAUCAAUGUAUAAAUAAUAAAUAUAAAUUAAUCUAUAAGUAAUUUAAAAAAAUAUAUAAUAUUAAGACUAUUAGAUUUGCACGGAGAUUUGAUUUCUAUUAUGAGAAAUAGAUGCAAUGUCUAUAGAUACCUUGAUAACCAGAAAUUCGAUAUUUUCAUGUGAAAAACAUUCGCUAUACCUAAUGAACAAUUUAUUUGCAAAUAAUUGCCGUGUUCAAAAAAUGUACGCGCAAAAUAUUUUCCGAGAAAAAUUAACAUGGACCCUCGGAAUAUAUUUUAUAUAUAAUUAAGUAUUGUUUGAUUUUACAGUAGUUUUGUCAAAUAUUCGAUAUGCUGUUAGUUUAAUUUAAUUGUUUUGUAUUAGUAAAUAUAGUUUAAUUUCGGGUCUCCGUAGUAAUUGCGCUCUGCAUUUCUGGCAUACAAGUCAACGAAAAAUGAAGCGAACGGCAUAUUUGUUUGACAUAUGUUUACAGUUUAUAUACUAUAUAACUGAUUAAAAUUAUUCUGGUUAAGAGACCAUACGGGUGAGAUUAGGAGUUUAUUUAUGAUAAUGAAGUAAUUUGAAUACAAAGUUUUUUUUAGAUCACAGUGAUAGUAUUAUGAGCAAUGGCUUCAGCGGUAUAACUUAAGUAACGUACGAUAGGAUAGACUGUGAGUAAUUUUGCAGUUAUUUGGUUGCCUUGUUUGAGACACAUCAGUAUAAAUAUAUAUUAUUUUAUUUAUGUACAUCUUCUUGUUUUCCUUCGCCUUCAUUCCAACUUAUUGUGGUCGGCCACCCUCGUUUUAAACUUCCAAUUGCCCCGAUCUCCCACCUCGAAUACACUGGCUGUCUCCAUAUCAUUCUCAAUCGCAUCCAACCACUUCUUUUGUAAUCUUCAUCUCUUUCCUCCUACGUUUAUUUUCAUUAACAUUCUUACUGCUCCAGAUUUCUGUCUCCCCGUAACAUGUCGAAACCAACUCAGUCUAUUUCUCCAAUUUUUUCUACUAUAGGUAUCUAAGCUACCUCUUAUGUACUCAUUCUUUAACAUGUGUUCUUUCGUCACUCCAUUCAUCCACCUAAGCAUUCCCAUCUUUGUUACACUCAUUCUUUGUUCUAUUUUUCUGUCUAUCUCCUAACACUCCAAACUGUACGAUAUAGCAAGCCUCAUCACACUUUUGUAGAAUUAAACUUUAAGUAUCAUUGGAAUCGGAAUGUUCUUGUUACAUAAAACACCUGACACUUCUCUCCACUUUAUCGAACCACGCUUAAUCCUAUGCUUCAUAUCCUCAUUAAAUCCACCGUUUUUUUGCAAAACAAAUCCUAGAUAUCUACUUAAAACUUUUAACUUCAUUACUUAAAAUCGCUUAUUGUGGUUAGCUGUCUUGUCUUGUUCCUCCAAAUUCAUACUCUGUUUUACUUUAUUGGUGCAUUAUUGACGUGCCGUGCGCUGUACCGCCACACAAAUGAUACUCCACUACUUUCCUCCCAUCCAAACUUAAAAGUAGAAUAUCUCGUCAACGGCUUAACAGAAAUAAAAAAUGUUAGCACUUAAUUUUUAAUAACUAAUACUCCAUUAAUUUAUGGAAUUUUUAAUAUAGGUUGCCAUUUGAACAUCAAAAUUAGGUAGUAGUUUUACCCCCAAAAAUAAGAGUGACAAAAAAUAAUAUAAACAUAAAAUUGUAGAGCAGCUUGUUAGCUUGUUUAUUAAAUGUUUUAGAAAAUAAAUUCUGAAAAAAGUUAAUACUUUCCGAGAUAAUUAGUGUACCCAAUUGAAUAGAUCACCUGGUAUGUAUAUAUAUAUAUGUAUAUAGAUAAGUGGGAUAUAUAUAUAAGUAUAGUUAAGUAUAGUUAUAGAUAAGUCGUCGUCCGUAAAAUAAUAAAAUAUUGUUCGAUAUCGAAAUAGCCACGAAUAUGUUACCGUAUACCAUUAUACAGAAAAGGUCAUGACAUCGUAGUUAACGGAUAAAUCUAUGGCCUUUUUCCGAAACCUGUUCGAACCCUGCUGUACUCCUCUCCCGUUUCGCACUCGAUAACUCGCUGAAACGCACACCUGUAGAGUGCAAAGAGACUACGCAUGACUCCGCAGCGAGGACCAAAACACCGCCGUCUGCAAUAAGUAUCUGUUCAAUGUUUAUGUCGAUUUAUAACGUUAGACACUUGUAUAUUAUAUUGUUUAAACAAAUUUAUAGUGUGCAGCGGCUUCCAAACGUUUUAGAUGACGGUGUCCGUUUUUUUCUGGCAGUCCCCGCGGUCAUCAAUUAUAAAUCGGUACCGCGCUAGAAACACGAAUAAAAAAUUAACGCAAUAAUUCUCAUCAUUGAUAAUCGGUUAAAAACAAUAGAAAUUAAAAGCGUUAUUAUAUAUAAAAAAAAAUGUUUUAAAAAUAUAUUAGGCGGCAAAACGUCUACUUAACAUAAAAAUGAACAAUAACUACUCUGAUGUGCGAUACAUGUGGCGAAUUGAAAUCCAACAAAAACCGAUUUACCUAUUACAAUAAAUUAUUGUAAAUAAUUUGUUUAUAGUUCAUGUAUAAUAUAAUCACCCUAUAUAAUAUUAAAUAUGGGUCGCUAUAUUAUAUUAUAGUGAUCGGUUAUGUCCGGCGUAUUACCCGGGAAUACUAGAAUUACCAGUUUUUGCGAUCAGGUAGCGAAAAUUUCAACACGAUUGUCGUGUCGACGCGUUUAUAAAAUGUUAUGAAAAUGUGGUUUUUUUCACAUUAUAAAAUAUUACGGACGCGUUAUUAUAUAUAUUGUAGUAAAUAAUCGUGGCGUUAAUUUAGGUUUAGAUAUUUUAGUAGCGCAGAAUUUAUUAUUAUUGUUAUAUUGAAAUUACGAGGGAUUAUAAUAAUAUGUGACUGCAGGUACUUGUAAAUAUCGUUACUAUUAUUAUUAUUUUUAAAUUAAAACCGCGAGAACGAUAAUUAAAAAAGAAAAUAAAAAAAUUAAGUAAGGCCGUUUUACCCGAAGAUGGGCGGGACGCGUUGGGAGAGAGAAAACGUGCCAAAAUAUAUUUUAUAAUAUAUGUAUACAGCUACUCGUUAUAAUUGGCGAUUGGCGGUUUUUGCAACAAACAAAAACGAUAACGGCGAACAAAAAAAAAAAAAAAACCUAAAAACUUACUCAUAAGCAAUAAUAAUACGUUUUAGGCGUAUUAUAGUUAUGCGAAACAACAAUCAUAAUAAUAAUUAAUAAUUACGAUCGUUUAGCGAUAGCGUCGUGUGUACACGGGCGGUUGCGGUAUGCGCGGUUUAAAAUUAGCAGAAUCCGCCGUACGUUGACGUUAUCAUAGGUCGCAUUCGGAUGAGUUGCGUGCCGUUGCCGGGCACACAGAAAUAUUAUUUCAUUUUUUUAUAGUCUCGCGACGACGCGGCGACGUGUCCUCGGCAACGUUGUCAGCCCCGCAGCACGCGGUUCGAAUAAAGUGCGGCAAAACCGCGGCCAAGUCCGUCACAACGGUUCAAGUCUUCUGCAACGUCGCCGGCGCAGGUCUGGGUUCGCUGUGUGCCUCAUCGUCGCUCGUAUUAUAUCCGCUCUCGGAUCGGCUCUCCUCUUUUCUGCUUCUCGUCGUCGUCGGUGCUCUACGAUAUUUAUAAUAUACCGGUGCGGCGGCGUGCGCUUAACGAACUCGCGUAAAUAUCAAUCGGUACGUGUAUUUUAAUCGCUCUUUUUCGUUUUUGUAUUCGCGUGUUUUCACAACGUACCCAUACGGAUAUUGUAUACGUAUUAUUCGUCGUCGUUUUGAUAGUUAUUUUUGCUAUUUCUAUUCUCGCGUUCGAAUCUAUCGUAUCGUUCUUAGUGGUUUUCAACGACUUUUUUCGUCUAUGUAAUAUCAAGCACGACGCAAUAAACAAUACAUAAUAAUAUUAGCAAUCGCGUUACAUAUUAUACAUUACAUCAUAAUAUCAUAAUAUUAUUGUACAGAAGAGAUAAACAUUGUACAGAAAAACGCGUUCGUAUAUCGUAUUGUGUAUCGGCUCUGGACUCGUGCACCUGCAGAUAUAACAUAAUAUAAAUAGGUAAAUGAUUACAUUUUUAAAAUUUUUUUUAUUGUUACCACGUUUUUAUCAACGAAUAAUAAACAUAGUAAUGCAUCUAGGUAUGUGCAAUUUGCAUGUUACUAUUAUUGUUAUCUGCACGAAUUUUUUUUUAUUACUUUUAAGUCAUUUUUAAUAUUUUCCUUCUCGCGGUAUAAUAAUAUGACGUGCCUAUGUAGUUUGGCGUGAUAUAAUAUUUUUCGUUUGUGAAAAAUCGUUGUGUUUCGAAUGGAUUACCCGUGUCGUCGGUGUUCUGUAUGUCUGUCAUCGGUUUAAUACCAUUCUUUACGUUCGCCGUACAUACAUUACCCAGCUUGACUAGGUAAUUGAAAUACAGGUGUUUGCAUAGUUUGUAUUUUAUACCUAUACACCUUGUACUUACUGAUUAGUGAAGAAUUAUAUAUUAAUAAUAAAAAAUUAGUAACGGGAGUAUAAUAUAUAUAUAUAUAUGUAUAUACAUAUACAAUUUUAAUAUUUUAAAUUCAAUAAUAUAAGUGUAGCGAAUAUUUUUAUCAUAUUACAAAUAAUGAUUCUUCCGAUUCGUGUGAUUUUUUCCUUGUUACGCGUAUAAACACAUAGGUAUUAUAAUAUAAUAUAUAGUUCGCAUUAUUGAUCGGUAUGGCGUAAUAAUACUGCGUAGUAAUUAUUGUGGUCAGAAACGAUUUUUGAAUAUUAAUAUUAAUUUUGUUUGAACAACGAACAAUUUUCUUUUAAUGAAAACUUAUAAAAUCAAGAAGUGCCGAUUUUAUCACAAAAUAAUAUAGAAAUAAAUUAACAAAUAUUGCUUAAAAGAGAACAUGAGGCGGUAUUAUAAGGUUUUUAUUGGACUAAAUUGUUCGAUUUUCGUGUAAGAUGUUCUUCAGUAUACGAGUAAACACUACGAAUAUUAUGUUACGAUGUCUAUUAUCAUAUUAUGUAAAUUAACGCUAUCAUGAAUUAAUCGCGUAAUUUUUUUUUGAGUUCAUAAAAAAAGUAAAAAGUCAGUUAUAAUGUAAUUGUGUCUACGCGUUUCUCUGCGACAAAUAGUUUACUGUAGCGCUUAAAUUUACAUAAUACAUAGUUAAAGAUAAACUGUAUAUAGACCAGCGGUUCCCAAACUUUUUUGGUUCUCGCAUCCCUAAAAGUAAAAAAAAAAUAAUCACUCUUUUCAUGAAUAAAUUAAUUACAAAUUUAUUUUAUUUAAGUAUUCAAACAUUUUUAUUUUUAUGAUAAAAUAAAUCAACCAUAAAAAUUAUUUAAUUUCAAUUUAAAAUAUUAAAAAUUGUUUUUAUGUUUACGAAGAAAAAAACAAUGACAAUUAGUAUUUAAUCUGAAUACGAACAAUGUGUUUGAUUUCCGUUUAACAAGUUGAUUGCCACAUUAAUACCUUAUUUGGUAAUCAUACACUGUUUAUAUCCUAGUCAUUCAUAUUUUAGAUUCUGAGCGAAGCGAGGAAUGUAUUGAUUUUACAAUAAUGUUUUUUUUUCUUUGAACAACCUUUCUACCAGAAAUGUUGCUCUGAUUUUGAAGUGUAGCAUUUUUCUGAAGGAAAUUUGACUAAAAAGCAUAGCUUGUGGCGGGUGCAGCUGUUCAGUAACAAUAUUGAUUACAAUUUUAAAUCAAAGAAAAAUGUUAAGAGGUAUAAAAUAAAAAAGGUGAGAAAGAGAAAAAAUAAUAAAUAAGACAUAUUUAAUAAACAUCAGAAGAAAAUUGACAGACUAAUUUUAUCUGAAUUUAGCACAUUUAAAUAUUUUUUAAAAUGAUACUUGCUGUAGAACAAUCACAAAUUGUAUACAUAGGGAAAUACCGACAUACUGUUUUCCUAUCAAAUUCUUUAUGGGUAUUGGCAUAUUCAGAUCAACUCUUUGUUUAUGGCGUGUAUAGCAAGUAUGAGAUGGUGAGUAAUUUUUUAAGUCUAAAUCAUAAAUGCUGCUUAGUACAUUCAAUAAAUAUAAGCCAUUUAAUUUUUUACAUUGAGAGUUUUGUAUAGAUCAAUAACAUGAAAAUCAUAAGAUUUACAAAGAAUAAAUCUUAAAUGAGAGUUUAGCGUGAUAAAUGAUUUAGGGCUAGAUUAGAUGCAUCAAAAUGUUGAUUAAUAAUUCUUCCUUAAUAGUUCUUCCUUUGUGGUUGUGAAGAUUGAUAAUGGUUUUUUAGUAAAUAGGUCUUUCAUCCAAUUGUACUGUUUGAUUCUUUCUAGAAAAUAUUUCACGAAAUUUCUUUUAAGUAUCAUCAGAUAAUCAGAAGUUAUUGUUAUUGAACUCGUUGGUAAUUCAAGAUCAUUGUCUUAAAAAAAAUGUUUUAGAAGUAGAAAAUAAGUGGUUUUACCGUUUUUUUCUGUCAGUUUUCUUUGCCAUAAGUCGAUUUUUUAAUAAAAGCAUCCACUUUAUCAUAUAAUUGCAGAAUAUGAGUUUUGCUUUACUUUGUAAUGAUGUGUUGAACAAACAGUUUUUCAAAAAUAUCACAUAAAUAAGCUUAUUUGAUUAUAAAAUUACGUUUUAUCGAAAUUAUUGUUGAACUAAAAAUAUAAAUAUUUACCUCGCGUCUUCCCUGUUAAGGACUUGGGCCUCCCAAGGGAAGCGUGCCUCACAGUUUGGGAACCACUGAUGUAGACUAGUAUAAUAUCAUGUAUUCGGUUAUUAUUCGAUAUUUAGUUAAAUUUGGUUCAUUGAAUCCUACUAUAAGUAUAUCUAUAAGCAGUUAUAAACAGUUACAAUAAGCUGGAUAAGUUAACCAAUUGUUUUUAACUAGUUAAAGUUAAGUUAUCCUGAAAACAAAAAAAAUAACUUAGUUGAAUUAAAGUUAAUUUUAAAAUGGGUAUGAUUUUGAGUUAUUACACGUUAAGUUAAAAGUUACUAUUUUAAAAUAUUGCCUUCAAUUUUACUCUCAAAAAAUGUAUUUUGUACUCUAAUAUUUAUAAACCGGGCCAGUUCAACUUUAGUAUAACCAUAUACCUUAUAUUAUUAGACGUGCUAUGAACGUUUAUGCCGCGGUCAAACAUAGGGGGCGCUUUUUAAUGACUAAUGUACGAUAAUAAAAUGUCCGUGUUCUUAUUACGUUAUAUGUAACGUAAUCUAAUGUGUAAUAAAUUAUCAUCCACUUUAUAAAUUGUAUGUUAAUUCUAUUUUUAAUAAUUAUUUACAAUAUUUUAAAUUAUUUUGAAUAAAAAUAAAAACUGAUUACAAUUUGUGUGGUUAAUUCCAGUAAUCGGAACUGGUUGACAUGUUUCAAGUCAUAUAAGCAUGAUAAUAUAGACAAUAUCAAAAAUUUAGAUUCAUUAUGAGGAAAAUAAAUUGUAAAAAUUUGAAAACAUUCAAAUUAGACUGCAGAUCCUAAAAAAUUAUUGAUAAUACAUAUAAUGUGAUUAUUUCCUGAUUCCAAUACAAUAUUAUUUUGUACAAUAAUAACUGUACAUAUUGGCAAACCUAACGUAAAAUGGUGCUUUAUCAUUGUCGUAUGUUUGACCGCAUCUCGUAAUAUAUGGAACAUACGGAAAGGUUUAUUAGUAUAAAGUCUAUGGGUUUAUUAGUGUAUUACUAAAAACAAAACUCGUAUGUGUACUCCAUAGGCUGUAUAUUCGUGUCUUGUUAUAUGACAAUUACUUUAUUUAUAUGGCACAAUAGGAAGACGUUUGACACGUUUAAGUACUAAUUACUAGGGCUGUGACACGAACUGAACCCGAUACCAUAAUAAAAUUGAUUUUUAUGUUGACGUAGAAAAAAAUAAAAACUGAUUUUUUUCAUUAAGUCAAUUUUAUUUGAUUAAACCACAUAUUCGAGCGUCCUAAAAUUAAAAGCGAUUUAUCUUAUGCAAGUGGUUUUAAGUUCUUUACAUGAUAUAUGAAUAAACCGCUUUAUUUUUUAAAUCAUCUUAUAUAUUGUUCAUGUAAACGAAGUAAAUGAUUCUAACGUAAAAAUACGUAAUUUUCGUCGAAAUAUAAAUACAAAAAACACACGUAGGUACACAACUUUUUAAAUAAAAUAUUCGUAGAUAACUUCUUAGAAAUACCUUAAAUGUUUGCAAAUUUUUUGAACUAUAAGUUAAGAUAAAAUUAUUUAUCAAAAGAAAUAAUUAGAUAAUUUUUAACGUUAUAUAUAAUUUUUAACUGUUUAGAAGUUAAAAGUUAAAGAAAAUUACUUAUGUAAUUUAACUUUUUAAUUACAGUUAUUGUCCAGCUUUGAACAUGCUUUUAAUAUUGUGCAAUAAUAAUUAUUAUUUAUUAUCCUUGUACUGCAGCCUUGUUGCAUUUUAUGCGAUUUUACGAAUAUUAAUAAUUAUUAUCAUCAUAUAUAUAUAAUGUAUAUACAAUAUACAAUCAUACAUAUUAUAAUAAAGUUUUGGUAUCACAUUCGGUGGACACGGUCGUUAGUUGGUUAAUUAUACCAAAUGAGUCAGCAUGCCUGAAUACGCGUAUAUUAGUACAAUUAUUUGUUUAAUUGAAAAAAAUAACUUUAUAUUACAGGGUUUUAAAUUCGAAGUGUAGUAAGGGAUCUAAUGGUUUUAUUAUGAUGUGUGUUUUUCUGUAUGUGAACAAUUUUUUUACCAGUAAUCUUGCUCCAAAGUCAUUUUUUGAUUUUCUUAUGGAUUCUUAUAAUAAUUGGGAAAACCUGGAAAAAAAUUUAUCAAAAAAACGGCAAAUAUUUACGGCAUUACCGAUUUCAUUGUUUUUACUUUUUGCAAACUAUGUUUUCUACCACAGAUAUUUCUUAAUAAAAAAAUGCCAAGUUACCCUUUUUAAUUAAUAUUUGAAUUUAGAUGCUCACGAAGAAAGUCAUUUUUAGAUUUUCUAAGUAGUUUUUAUAAUAAUUGGGAAAAUUGGAAGAAGACGAAAAAUGAAAAACGAACAAAUUUACGGCGUACGGUUUCAUUAUUUUCAAUUUUUUAGGCUUAGUUUUCUACAAAAAUAUUGUUCCAAUAGAAAAAUGACAAGAUACAUUUUUAGUUGAACUUUUAAUCCAGUUGGUGAGCAGUAAAGUUGUUUUUUGAUUUUUGUUUUAGUUUUUUUAAUAACUAAGCAAAAUCGAAAAAAUUUAGAAACAACGGGAAAAUGUGCAAAAAUAAUUGUUUUACUAUUUUUAAUUUUGAGUUUUUAUUAAAAUUCAGAUGGAAAUAUUCAUAGAAUUGAAAUUUUGACGGAACACUUAUAUUUACCUUUUCUAGAAGCGGUAAAAUGUUCAAAACAUUUAAACUAUUUUUGAGAGAUACUCUUUGGAUACAAUUUUUAGAUUAAAUAAAAAUGAUUGAAUAUUUUACAAGAGAACCAUUAUAAGUCGUACCUAGUGGUAAAAAAAAAAAAAGAAAUAACGGACAAACUUCGCUCAAUGGGUGGGCCACUGUUUUAGGUGAGAAGUUAAGAAGGUAGAAGAGAAAUUUAAUGUAUAUCUGUACGCAACGAUUAAUCAUUGUUAACAAAAAACGAUUCUGAGCGGAGUUCGGUUACACAUGUUUUGAAAGGCCGUAAUGUUUUAUUAUAUUUUAUAUUAAGUAAAUAUUUCGUAAAUUUUCCAAUUUUCCUACGUUUUAUUCUGGGUUUUUCCAUUUAUUAUGAAAAUUCCUGGAAAAAUUAAAAAAAAGACAUUGAAGUACUACUCCAGUCAAAUUUCUCUUCAGAAAAAGUUCUACACAUGAAAAUCGGAGCAAAAUUUCUGGUAGAAAGUUUACAAAAAAAAAACAUAAAAUAAAAAUAAGCAUCAUUGUAAAACCAAUAUAUUCCUCGCUCCGCUCAGAAUCUAAAAUUAAGUUAAAUGUAGUAAUUUUUUUUUUCAUAAGAUUUUAAUAUCAAAUUUUAACGAAAAUUGUAUUACGGCAUUUCAAAACAUCCCUGAACUUCGCUCCUAAUCGUUUUUCAUUAGCAGUAGCUUAUCGUUUAUUACAGGUAUAAAUUAAAUAACUUUAUGUAGCAUACUUUCUUAACUACCCACUCAUAACAGUCAUCAGUAGCAACUUUUUUUUUUUAGCAUAAUAUAAUACGUCGUAAUAAUUAUAUCAAUGUAUAUAUUGUUAUAAUAAGUAAUCAAUCCAAACCGUUUGUUAUAAAACAGCUAGAAAGAAUUAUUUUAAUCUUUAUGGUAAAUUACGAGUUUUAUUAUUUAGUAGAAUUGGUUUUUAUCGUUCGUAUACAGUGUAUGUUUUAUUAUUAUAUAAUAUGCAUCACGAAUCUGGUGAUAAAGUAUUUAAUAUCGAGUUGUAAAUAAAUAACGAGGAAUAAUAAUAUAUUAUUACGAAUAAUUAUUUUCUUAAAUAAUCACUUUGUAGUCGAUCUAACUGUUUUGUUUUUUAUACCUAAUAUUGAAUUACAUUUUUUAGAUUCUGAGUGUAACGACCUUCAAAUAUAUCGAUAUUUCGCUUAAUAGUACUUUGGAAAUAUUUUUCAGAAUUCUCCGAAUUUUCGAAAUUUUCCGAAAAAUUGCUUUUAUGUUUCUUUUAUUUAAACUAAUUUUUGUUGAGGCAAAUACUAUUUCUUUCACUUUAAAAGAUACGCAAUUUUUGCUUAGAGUUUAUUGACAUUAUUAGCAAUUUACCCCCUAGAUUCUUUUUUUUGUUGAUUUCUGAAUUACCUUUAUACAAGUGAAAAACACAACAAAAACUAAUAUACUAUUCCGCUCAGAAUCUCUUUUUCGUUUUUCUAUCAUUGCAUACACAGUUUAUAAACUAAAUAAUUAUCCUGUAUAUUAUACCUUAAUUUAGUUAAGUUAUAAUUUGAUAUACCUGUCUCAAAUAGACACAAUAAAUAUAGAUAAUUUAUGUACGUUUGUUUUUUGAAUAUUUGAUUUAAUUAUAUUCACGUGUGUAAUUUUACUUACCAAUUGUUCAAAUUCGAAUAUUGCGGUUUAAUAUAUUAUUUUAAAUGGUUACCUACUAAUAAAGUAAUAAUGGACUAUACUUUGCUGCAGAGAAUUAAUUAUAUUGAUUUAUUCAAAAGAUUAAGAUGAUAAGUUAUCGUAUCAUGAUGCUCACAACGGCUGAAAUGUAAUUUCAAAAAGCCUUUAUAGCGGUCAAAUGUGUUGUUAAAAUUUAUCACUUGUUUUUAUAAUGAUGUUAACAUUUUUUUUUUACACUUACUUCCGAAAAUGAGAAAUUAAUUUUUAACAUUAAAAAAAAAAAAAAAAAAAAAUGAUUUUUUUUGACAUGAAAAAAAAACAUUUCUAAACUAGUUAUAUAAUAUGUUCCUGCCGUAUUUAGAAUUUACAUUUAAAAAAAAACUAUCGUGACCGUUUAUAGAUAAUGACGUUUCAUUUUGUUUGCCCGUACUUAAUUUAUAACUUGGGUAUAUAUUCAUUAAGAUUAAUAUCAGCUGUGUGUCUGGUUACACUUUCGGAUGCAUGAAAAAACUAUUUCGAUUCAUUAUACCGCAUGUCAGCAGAUAGGUCAAUUUCAAGGGCGCGCAUCUUCAACAAAUCCACAGGGGACUUUAUAUUUUUUCUUUCAAUGCGAUAUUGAUCUUUUUCUUUUACUUUCAGACAUUAUAUAUAGUACAUUCACCAUCCGUAUUGUGUACAUAGUUCUAUGGAAACGUCUUCAUUACAAUACCUACUAAUAUUAUUUACUCGUCACCUAAUAAUGUAUUCCGUUCGUAGGUAAUCUAAUAUUUUAUACGGAAAUGCUCGCGGGGGAAGGGACCUAUGACUACCCCCAGGCCGUCCAUUGCGGGACGUGUCCGUGGUUGAUUUGUAUAAUUACAGUUGUCCUUUAUUCGUUUUGUUUUUAUUUUUGAUUGUGUUUUAUUUUCAAUUAUUCCUAUCAUUAUUUUUGUUUGAAACGAUAAUAUAGUAUAAUGUUUAAAGAAACAUUCGUGAUGUUACAUUCUUCUGAACAGUGCAGUUGUAGAAGAUAAAUGAUAAUUCAAAUUUUAAACUAUUGAAGUAAUAUAUGAUUAUAUAUUAUUAAUGAUAAUUAUAAUUAUAUAUAAUUUUCAAACAUUGCUUUGCAAACUAAGUAUUGAUUUUGAGUAUGUACGCACUACGGUUAAAAACCAACUACAUAAUUGACAUGAGAAACUUAUCAUUUAAUACAGUAGUGAUACUACUAUAAUAAAAUAUGAUUAAGAAGACGUUAUACACGCAUAGAACCACGCAACAUAGCAAAUUUUCGUUCAGCACAGACAACUCUGUGAGGUUAAUUUUAAUAUUAAUGUGGAUUCAACUAGUAUCAAACUUAAAGAUAAGAACAUUAUCUAUGUCAUGUCGUCGUUUUUUUUCGUAAUUUUUAUUUUUAUUACGGGAUAUAACCAUUUUUAAAUCGUCAUAUUUCACAAACUCAUGCGAAAUCACAUUCGGUUAUAAUAACGUUCUCUUAAGUUUUGAAAUCAAUCAGUUAGGUGUAUUAUUAUAAGAACUAUAAAUAUAAAGGAAUUUUAUUUUAUUUUAUUAUUUUUCGGCUGAACAAUGUAAUUUUCUUAACAAGUAUAUUCACUACGUCAAUUUAGACAACAAUUGUUUUUUGUGGUUCUUGCCGUUGAAACAUAUUUUUACGAGUUUGAAUUCGAAAUUUAACAUUUUUACGUAGAAAUACCUAGUUAAAAUGCGUUUACAAAUAUGUUUUUUUUAUAGAUAGGUACACACUUUUUAUGUAUGCAUGUGUUUAGAAUGUAUUUUCUUAGGCCACUUGUAAAUAUUUUCUUUACAUUUUAAAUUGUUAUUAUCAUAUAACAUCCCAACUCUAUAUAUAGGUACCUAUGCUUAAUUAUUUCGAAUACAUUGUUUUAUAUUAUUAUGUUAAGUUUUAGGAGAAUUUAUAGGUUAUGUUAGGUUUGUUAAAUAAUUUAAUUAUAUAAAUCAACAAUAGUUUUUAUUUUUUUAAUAUUAUCGUAUAAUAAUUUAUUUUAUUUUAUCUUAUCCGGGGAAAAAAUGAAUUAAAAAUAGAUGUGGGAAUUUACCGAAGAAUUGCUAGAUUUUUUUAUCAGAACUGAAUAUUAUUGAUAUAAGAAUUCGGUCGGAAAUAAAUUGCCGAAAACGAUAAGAAGAGGAGAUUUCGAAAUUAGUAUGUCGUGGGUAAAGUUAAAUUGCACUAAUGUUAAUAAAAGAUAUUUAAUUAAAAAUGUGCGAAAACACAACUUAAUUUGAAAGUUUUAAAAAUACUCAUUACCCCUCGUCAAACUAAAACUAUAUGAAGGACAUACAACUAGUGUAUAAUUAUAAAACGUUUAUUGAGCAAGUUAAGUUAUUCUAGAAAAUAAUCUUUCUUUACUUAGUGCAAUUCAAAUGCAACCAUUCAAUGUAGGUUAAAAGUGCAAUACGACAAUCUCAAGUGUUGUUCGUUGGUAUUAUUAUUUAAUUUAUUGUCAAAAAACAUGGGCUAUAUCAGUAAAGCAAAAAAAUAAAACUAAUGGUUAUUAAAUUAUGGUUUAUUAUAUAUAAUACGAGAGAUCGCUGAGGCUAAAAUAUUUAUCGUAUAACGAUAAUAUGAGAGUUAUAUGUUUUAUUCUAAAAAUAACACAUCUAAUUAUUGUGAUAUUUAAAUUUCAUACCGGAGGUUGUUUACUUUACCCCGUAUGGCGUAGGUAUAGGAUAUUUCUAUAAAGAGUACUUGCCUAUACGCUCGUCUAUUAUAACUUAGAACAUUACAUUAAUAUAUAUUCGUUUUAUUCACAAGUACUAUAUUUAAUAAUAAUAUUUACCUUUAACAAAGUAAUAAUAUAUACCCGGUAAAUAUUAAUAAGUAUAACAAGUGUAGUUCGUACAAAUUAUCUGGAUGUGUCGGUUAAUAAAUUUCUUAUUAUUAUUAUUGAGUAGAUAGUUCUGUAGUAGUACUUCUUUUACAUGAGUAUAAUAUAAGCAAUCAUAUACGAAUUAGAAGUUUUCUUACUCAAGUUAAAGUGUUGAUUAACGCGUUAAAUUUAAGUGUCUUCAUAAUAUUAUAUAGGUAGUAUAAAGACGAGAGUACCUAGUCAUUACCUAGUUAUUAUAUUCUGUCAGUAUUACACGAAGGAGGAGUUAAACAGAUGCGAUUUUGAGUAGGUAAGAUUUUUUUUUUUAUAGGUGAACGUUUCUUAAAGUAUUAUAUUGAUUCGUAAAACUCAUGACAAACCACAUUAUGUUUUAAUAAAGUAUGAAGUGUAGGUAUUCGUUGAGUAAUUCGAUUAGAGAACGAUAAUACAUUAUGUGUACUACAUUUAUUUUAUCUAUAUAGUAUAACAUUAGGUAUACACGUUUUAUAGAGAAAAAAGGCUUAUACUAUUGAUGGAUGCUUGCUGUUGGAAGAUAAGAUAUAUUAUAUAGUAAUUUAAUUUACAUGUGUACUACGAUUAGCUGUUGAUAAUAAAAAGCGAUUCUGAUUAUUAUGAGUUGUAUGUCCCUUGUUGUCAAAGUAACCCAGAAAUAAAUACAACUAAUAAACGAAUUUCCAUUUUUUCCCAAUUAUUAAGAAAACCUCAAGAAAAAUCCAAAAAUUACCUCUAACUAACCAAAUAGAUCAAAAAUGCUAUAAAUAAAAAUUCCAUAAAGUUUUUGGUCGCUGAUAUCAAUAAAAUUGGUGUGCCAAUGUUGUAUAAGAUAAGUUAGGAAGGUAUAUGAUACACACAAUUAUUUAAUUUAUAUUUGUAUUCAUAUUAUUGCUGACAAAAUACAGUUCUGAGCGAACUUCGGUUAAAAAUAUAUUGAAAUUUUGUGAUUUUUAUGAUUUUCGUUAAACUUUGAAAUGAAAACGCUUAUAAAAUAUAUUACAUUACCUGACUUUACCGAACGGAAUACAAUUAGGAUCAAGCAAUAUAUUGUGUUUCUUGUAUUAUACUAUAUUGGCAGUUAAACAACUGAGAUUUAGGUAUGCGAAUUAGUUACCUGUUUGUUGUGGACUCGUGUCAAGUUUGAAAAUUGACACAUUUAGAUUUUAAAAUAGCUGCAUAAUUCGUUUUUAAGUGAGUAUGCAUGUAAUAUACUCGCAAAAAUACACGACGUUGAAAAAAAAAAACACCAACUUAAAAAAAGACAAAAAAAAUGUUGGCAUAUUACUACGAUAUUUUUGAUAUACACGAGUAUUAACAGCGAAGGAGUCAUUUUUAUUAUUUGAUAAUUUUAAAUUCUGAGUAUAGCUAAGAAGCUAGUAUAAAACUGUUGGAGGUAGGCAUUUUUUUUCACGGAAAAAACUUUUUAAGUUAGUAGAAAUAUUUCGAUUUUUUCAUGUCAUACCAUAAAUUAUAUCGAUUUUUCGCCUGAUAGUAUUUUGUUUGAAUAAUUUUUUGAAAUUUUCAGCAGUUUGCCAAGGUUAUAUGAGGUGUUUUUGUUUUUUGGAUUUUUGUUUAGUUCUGAGCUCCUUCGGAAAAAAGAGAAAUAAUCAUGGCUAUAACAUAGAGUAGUAUUAUAAUACUAUAUUCUGCUAAAAAUCGUUUUUCGUUUGCAAUAAUUUAUGAUUGCAUAAUACAUAUACAGUAUAUAGACUAAAUUAUCCUGUUUAUAUAAACAAAUAUUUUUAUCAUCGUAUAAAUCGUAAUAAUUACGAUGUUUAAUUAUUAAAUUGUAUUGAAAUUACCCGCAUAAUAAAUUAUUCGGUAAUAAUUCAAGACGUAAGUAUUAUAAUAUUAUUUAUACACAUACAGGGUGAUUCACUAAGCAUGCUCACCCCAUUUUUUCGGUAACAUUUUUCAUAUAUACAAAUAUCUUGAAUAGCACGUUAACAAGUUGACGAAAAUCAAAAAAGGUUGACACCAAAUUUAUUUUAAGUAAUACUUGGUAUAUUUAUGGAAUUCAUAACAUAAUUUCUCAUUUGAAAAACCAAAAUUGGUUUCGCUAUAGGAUACUCCUUAAAUAUUGUGAAUUAUCUAAGUAUUCUAAAAUAUCGGCUUUAACUACACUUAAAAAUGUCAAAAAUCAGAAUUUGAAUGUAUGCAAAAUUUAACCAAAAAAAUGGGGUGAACACGCUUGGUGAAUCAUUCUGUAUACAAAAAAGUUGAAUUUAUUAUAUACAAUGUAAAGUUUUAUUUUCGUAUUUGGACUACCUACUCGUCCUCUAUUGCAUAGUUUAUUACUGGUUUUUACUGUGCAGUUUUGUAAAAAUAAUUUUUUAAACAAUUUAAGUUUUUAUUUUUAGUUUAAAAAAAAUGUUAAAAAUUGAGCUGAUGGAUGUUUUACUGUAAUAGGUAUGAGAUUUUGAUAAAGUUUAGGAUAUAUAAAGUUAUUUAAUUUAUAUCUGUAAGCAAUAAUAAACUAUUGCUAACAAAAAACGAUUCUGAGCAAAGUUCGUUAAUGCAUGAUUUUCGAAAAAUGUCAUCUUCAAACUAAUGCAUUAAACAUUUAAACUUAAAUUUGUUUUUAGAUAACUAAGUACAAUUUAUAAUGUACUUUUUGUUAAAUUUUCAAACAUUUCUCUUAAGUCAUACAAUUUUAAUAAUAGAUACCUACCAAAUAAUGAAACCAAUAAUAGAUCCCUCGUUACUUCCCUAAUCGAAUACAUAUAAAACUACGUAAAUAGCUUAAAAAUAGCAAGAAUGUUUUCAAAAAGUUACCAUGUCUACAUAAAUCAAAAAUAAAUAUUUUGUGAAAACUACAUGCCUCUACAAUAGUUUUUAACUGAAUAACAAUGAAAAAUCCUAAAUGCCGUACACUUUGCCGUAUUUCUUACGGUUUCCCUCGAGUUUUCGUAAUUUUUAGGAGAACUAUACAAAGAGAAAAAGAAAUAUAAAAGAAAAUUAAACAAUAACCUUUACUCAUAAACUAAACAAAAAUGAUUUAAAAAAAAAUGUUACUUUUGAAAUUUGGACAAAAAUUUCUGACAGAGAAAUAUAAUCUUAAAUUUUUUAAAUAGUGAAAUUGUUGUGCUGUAAUUUGAAAAAAUCGUAUUUUCCGUCUCUUUUGGUUUUUCCCAAUUAUUACAAAAAAUACUUUAAAUAUUAAAAAAAUUACUUGCUCCGUCAAUGGCUAGAUAUUUAACUAUAGAUAUUAAAUCAAAUUGAUUUCUUGUCACUUUUUGAUUGAAGUAAUAUAUUUUUUGGUAGAAAACAUAGUUUGAAAAUAAAAAAUAAUGAAACCGGUAACGCCGUGGCACGUCGUAAAUAUUUGCCGUUUUUUCGAUAAUAUUUUUCUUAGUUUUUCACAAUCAUUAUAAAAACCCUUUGGAAAAUCAAACCAUGACCUCCCUAAUGCACCAACUAGAUACAAUUUCUAUAAAAGGUGCUACACUUGAUACUUCGGAUAAUGAUUUUUGGUAGAAAAUUCGUUCAUUGCAGACAGAAAAAAAACACACAUCAUAGUAAAACCAAUAAUAGAUCCCUCGCUAGUUACUAUUGCUCCGAAUCUAAAACAUAAAAUAGAGGAUUCAUAGUGCAAGAGUCUAGUAAUAAUAUUGUAUAAAAAAAUUGAAUAAAUAUGAAAAAAAAUUGAAAAUAUUGUACAGAAAAAAGUUAUUUUAUGUGUCAGAUCUACGUGUUACAGUGAGUUUAUCUGUAUAGACCUCUCGUAUAGGAGGUUACUAUAGUAAUUUAAUUUGUGGCGUGGGUAAUUAUAACAUACGGUACUUUUUAUGUACUUACAUUUUAUUGUUUUUAUCAUUAGUAUUGUAUCUUAUGAUUUUCGCGAACGGUAUAGUUACGAUUUUUCCACGACGAAAAAAACCGCGAUAUUUUAUAACGUGUAUUGCGAUGUUCUACUGCACCGUAAUUUCUUACACGUUAAUCCUAUUUGUGUGUAAAUAUUUAAUUAAAUAAAAAAAAUAAAAUAAUAAAAUAAUUUCACAUUAUCGUAUCACAGUAAUAUACUCGUUGUAUUACUGAUAAUAUUAUAAUACCCUAGAAAUAAUAUAUUAUUAUGACGGUAGGCAAUUAUUAUUAUUAUUAUUAUUUUUUGUAACCUGUACACAUAAAAAGAUUAAACAAAAAGAGUACCUACCUAGUUGUAUUAUUAUAAUAUUAAUAAACGUUACAUCAGCACUGUUGAUGACUCAAGUGAUUUUUUUUUUCAUUAUACCAACAAAUCGUCAACUGUAUUAGUAUUAUGAUGUUUUCAUAUCCGACUAGUAUACGGUUUGUGUAUUAUGUUUAUUGACUCCGACACUCGUAUUAUAAUAAUAUUUUUUAUACAUUGGUAAAGGUAAUAACUAUUAUAGUGUUCGCUGUUCAGCGAUGAGUUUAAAACUGUAAAAGCGAUAAGCCGCACAAUUAUUAUAAUACGUACAUGUCGACACGAUAUCUCGUUUUUUUUUUAAAAAUUAAGCUCAUAUUAUGCGAGCUUACAUUUAACUAUUUCUACGGUGCGUGGCGUAAUUAUUUGAACAAAUGUUUAGAUCAAAACGUUAUUUUUUGACUUUUGUAAAACAAAUAGCUGUGUGUUUGUUCUAGGUAACGCCGACGACACCGGAAAACGUGUACUUUUCUUGUCAACGAUUUUUUUAAAAUAUUUCUCAAUGGACUGUUAUACGAUCUAAUAUAAGUGAUUGAACCAACACUACGGACGUUACAUAAUAUUAUAUUAUUAUUUAGAGCUGUAGGUUAAACAGAUUAUAUAAAUAAUAAUACAGACCGACGCGAUAUACCUAACGAAUUGAUGGCUGACCUUUGUGAUGUAUAAUUACAUAUUAUACUAAUAUGUGUAAUAAAAACUUUAAUAUUAUCUAUGUAUUUAUUACUUAUUACUAUUAAUUUGUUCGGAAUACGAUGCAACAAUUAUUAUUAUUAUAUUUAAGUGGUUAGACGUCGUCAUUAUGAUACAAAUUACUAUCUAUUAUAUUAUAAUGAUAUAGUAUUCAUAAGCCGGGUUCGAAAAUAUUUAAUUUUUCUAACUGUUUAUAAUAUACACGUUAUUUUCUUUGGAUUCCGAGCGGGGCGAGAAAUAUGUAAAUGGUUUUACUAUGAUGUGUGUGCGUUUUUUAUUAUGUCUGUACAACUUUUUUAUCAGACACCUUGUACAAGUCAAAACAUUCUAAGAUACCUUAUUUGUUGCGUUUUGGAUCUGGUUGAUGCAUUGUGGUCAUUAUUUGAUUUUCCAAGCGAUUUUCCCAGUAAUUGGAAAAAACGUACGAAAAACAGAAAAGUAUACAGAAAUAACGGUUUCAUUAUAUUCGAUUUUAAUCUUCUAUUGUAAUUCAGUAAAAAUAUUUUAGAGACCCGACAUUUUUAUAGAAUACUCAUAUUGGCCUCUUAUCGACUUUGUAAAAUUAACUCAUAGGCUACUUAUAGGCAUUUUAAAUUUUUAAAUCACGACAUUUCGUGUAAAGUGCCGUGAUGCGAUAAAGUGGUCGCGGUACUUUAGGUUCUGGUGUAGAGAAGGUAAUUUGGUUAAACAUGUACACUGUACUUUGUACAGCUUUAGCGGUAGCCACGGUUUCGUGUGCGAGUGUAGUUUUGAAAUAUAAUUCAUAAAUUAAUAUACGUUUUGUUGUAAUUUAUUUAAAAAAAUUGUAUAAUUAAGCUCUACUCAGAAACGUUUUUUUAUUAGUAAUGAUUUAUCGUUGCGUAUUUAUGAACUAAAUGUAUUAUACAACUUUAUGUAUCGUACCUUUCCAAGUUCCCACGUACACCAGUGGCAUACUUAUUAGCAGUAUCAUCUCUUUUUUUUUUUAUACAAUUGUGUUGCGCACCGUUUAAAAAUCGCAGAUGUCGGAUAACUGAGAAUAGACAAAUAUAUAUUAUAUAAUGUAUAAAAAAGGGGAAGAAAAUAGGUUGAUUAACGCAAUUUAAUUUAUUGGCCACAUAAACACGCUCACGUGUAUAAACAUUUGGUAAGUAUUAUUACACGAUAAAGAAACGGUUUUGUUACUUGUGUUUUAUACUAUAGAAAAUAUUUAGUAACUACGCUUCACCACAUUGUAUAUUUUGUAGUUUUAUUAAAUGUUUUAUAGUAUACGAUUUUCAACGGGAUAUUGUUGUUAUUUUAGAUUCAGAGCGUAGUGAGGGAUCUAUUGGUUUUACUAUGCUAUGUGAUUUUUUAAAAAAUGUUUUCUGUCUGUAAACAAUUUUUCGAAAAGAAAUCUUGCUCCGAUGUACAGAGUAUAAUACCUUUCAUUUUGAAAGGAAAUUUCGUCUAUUUGGUUAAUUUUCGAAUUGACUAAGAGAGUCCGAAAGAAAAUUAUAGGUAAAACAGCAAAUAUUUGCGCACUACGGCAUUAUCGAUUUUUUUGUUUUUAAUUUUUACAACUUAUAUUUUCUACCAAAAAUAUUGCUCCAAUGGAAAAAUGAUAAGAGAUCGAUUUUUGAUCUUUUUAACAUAUCCAUUGUCAAAAAAAAUCGUUUUUUGAUAUCUAAAGUAUUUUUCAUAAUAAUUAGGAAAAUGUUGAAAAUUUAACAGGAGGUUCCAUUAUAAGUCAAACUUAGUGAUCAGCACUUAGUUGGCAAUGGUUUAUCGGCGGUUAAAUGUAUAAAUUAAAUGACUUAACGUGUCCCACCUUCGUGACUACCCAUCUACAACAGUGGCUUCAACCGUCCCUAGUAUCAACUCUCUCUUUUUUCUUUUAUUACCACUACAUAUGUUCCCCUUUGGUUUUGAAAAUAUUUAGAAUACUAUUAAAAAUAAUAUUAUUGCGUUUUCGUUUACUACUCAGGAAUUCGGUUAACCGCGUUGACUUAUGAUAGUAGAAAUAGUAUUAUGUAUAGUAGUAUUAUUCUUUUUACCGACGAUGACCAUUUUAAAAACUGCGAUCACGGAAUAAUGAAUGAUAUAUCUUGUCCGUAACGCUCGUAUAUUUUGUUUUAUACCAGGAAAAUCCCAGUGGCUUGAUGUUUUGGUCUUGACUGUAUAAACUAGAGAAACUAUAGAUAAAUUAUAUCUAGUAUAUCUCUAAUCUGGACUGUUUGGCUUGAAUAACUUGUGUUGAUUUUAAUUUUUUAAAAUUUUGUUAUGAUUUAGUUUAAAAUAUAUUAGUGAUUUUUAAUUAAUCUAAAAUAAAUUUAGUUUUGUAUUUGAUAUGCAUAAAGUAAAUUAUUCUUUGAAUUUCAAAUUGUUUAGAUUUUGAGUGAAUCGAGGAAUGUACUGGUUUAACUAUGAUGUGCACUUUUAUAUUCGGAGUAUAACGAGGAAAUAAAUCAAUUUUAAUUUUAUGGUUUUUUCCAAUUAUUUCGAAAACCCCUUAAUUAAUCACGUAUUAUAAAUGUAAUAUUAUAUAAUAAUAAUAAUAAAUAAUAUUAUUCCGCAUUUAAUACGCAGACCAAUCAUUGAAGCACCGAAAUUAAUAGGUAGUCUUUUUUGUUGAGUGAGCACAACUAGUAUGUACUUUUCAAUUUUUACCAUAACUAGUUAACACCGUCUCGAAACUAUUUUGAGAACUCUGAAACUAUGAAACAAAGAUUAUACGAAGUACCUAAUAUAUUUGCUGUUUAGGAAAUAUCAUUAAAAUUCAGCAUGUUUACCGUGUAAGUGAAGAAAUCGAUAAUAUUAUUUAUUUUACUUUUGGUCGAACAAAGUGAAAGUUUUUUUUUACUAUAGAAAAAUAUAAUUAGCCGAGAUUUUAUUUUUAAAAUGUGUUUGUGAUUUUUAUCUCCAUCGAUGGUCGUUUGCAGCACCUAUAUUGGCGAAAAUCGUACAAUGGCGGUCGUAUACUGGAGUCAUUGUGCGUAGUUAUAAUAAUGUAUUUGUAUGACCUUAAGUCCGGGGAGAUGAUGCGCCCAUGUGGUAAAAAUUCGGUGAAGGUUCGCGGUCGCUGCACUGUAGUAGUAAUAUUAUAACCGAUCAAUAACACACGCAAACUAUAAUAUACUCGUACACUUUUGGUUUCUAUUAAUUAUACGUCAUAUUAUAUUUUUUUUUAACUCGACGACGAGAGACUGCUGGCUAAUAAUGUAAUAAACAUCUGUUACAAAAUCAACAACGCCGUCAACUUCGUCACGACGUCGCAGCAAUUUCGUUAUUGAGUUUUCGUGCGCGGGUUGACGUUCACUAAAAUUAUUAUUUUUAUUUUUCAUAAUUUAGACCUAUUGGAACACGCAGUUAAACUCCUUUAAUAAAUGCCAUUAUUGGAAACGAAAAUCUAUAAUUUUACGGUGUUCCCGUUGACGAUGCGCACACAGAAUUUUUUACGUAGGUUAAAUCACAAUGGAUUGACUGAAUAGAUUAUAUAUCUGGCGGCCGUCUUCUCAUCUAUCAUCACGGUAUAAGAUAAAAUGAUCCAAUAGUCCAACGGGCUAUUGUAAAAACUUUAUCACGUGGCAUUAUCGAAUGCCGCCACAUUCAUAUCGAUGAAUCUAAAAGUCACGCGACAUUUUAUACGGCUAGUGCAACUAACGAUUGAAAUGAAAACCAUAUUAUUAUAUGUGAUACCAAAGUAAGGUAAUAAUCCCAUGGAUACACGAUGUAGAAAAUGCCAUCUCUAUAUUAUAUUUUUUUCUACGUGGUGCACGGUUAAUGUAUAAAUUAUUGUAAAAAAAUUGUCUGCUACAAGCGCUAGAGCCCUUAUUUUCUAUGAGGUGGGUUAUUCAAUUUUAGUAGUCGUUGGGUAUAGUCUUCUAAUGGGCUUAACACAGAUGUUAUAUAUGUCGUAAUAACGCAUUAUUAGCAAAUAGCUAGAGAGGCUCUGUAACUAGAAUGUGUCUAACUGUUUUUAUCGUUGUUUCAUAUUAUAGUGUUAGUGUUUAGUAUAGACCCGGCAUUAGAGGUAGAACAUUAAAAUUAUCGCGAAAUGGCAUCACCCAUAAUGGGUAACCAAUAGAAAAUGGUUCCCUAGUUGGCCACUCUCCUAUUAUAUAGGCAUUACGAUUUAUUAGCUGCAAUAUCAGUAUCCAUAUCUAUUAUAAUUACACGCUAUCAUUAAUCGUAGAUUGGUUAUCGUAGAUCGAAUGGUUAUCAUUAAAUUUCAUAUUUAUAACUCACUGCUUAUAUUGUAGCACUCCCGGUGGAACACAGGAUUAACUAAAUAAUUGUGAUCUACAAAAACAAUACUACCGCGAUGGUAGUUAAAAAUAUACAGGGUGAUUAUUUUAUCGUUAAAAAUUCGUUAUUUUGCAAAGUGUAGAAUUUUUUCCAAAAAAAAAAGUUUUGAAAAUUUAAGAAACAAGCAGAUCUAUAAUGUUAAAAUUCUUUUUCACCCUUAUUUUUGGGGGCGAAAUGACUGCAAAUUUUGAUUUUUAAAUGGUACCCUAGGUUCAAAGUUCCAUAUUGUAUAGAUAGAGUAUUAGUUUAAAUAUACAUUUUGGUGUUAAAAUGUUUGAUUUCCAUCAACCCGUUCACAAGAUAUUCCACUUUUAAGUUUGGAUAGGGUUCGUGUUAAUUCUUUGAAUACUGAUACAGAACUAGUGUCCACUUGUCAAGGCUAUGAUACGUAUUUCUACCAUGUUUUUUUUUAACAAAUCCGAUGCGCAUGCGAUUGUUGGACGCGUGGUCCGUGUCCUUGAGAUGUCAUUCGAUUUUCAGUGACGCCGUUUCUGAGCGUGUGAAAUGGAUAUGCGGACAGCAGACGCUUCAUCAAAGGCCACUUCAUCGCGGAUUAGUUCAUCGCGGAUUAGUUCAUCGCGUAAAGACACUUUAUCGCGUGUGACACUUCAUCGCUUCAAAUUACAGACUUAAAGUGACUGUUGAUAGUGAUUGACAGGGAUUAUUCAUUAGUCCGAAUUAAAUUAAUUUUAAAACAUUUCCGAUCUAAUCAUUAAACGAACGAUACGAAUAGAUUAGAACAUUUUCAUUUAUAUUUCACGUAUUAAUGUUAACAUUUUUCAUAUUUUGUUAAUCAUCAAAUGUAUGUUAACAUCAAUACAUUAUUGAUCUGAAUUUUGUUUCAGCUAUUAAAUUGGUCCUGUGUCGAUCUUUACAGUGGCUUUUGAAUUAUAUAUAUUAUAAAUAUAUAUUACUUGGUAUAGAGUGAACCACAUGAUUAUGUUUAUAGACAUCGUUAAGGGCUAUAGAUGGAUACUUUUUUACCCUAUGAAUUUGUUUGGGGUAGCAAGGGUGUCGUUUUGUUAUACCAACAGAAUUCUUGAAUUUUGAAAAUGUGUUAAUUAUAUUCUCAUAUUUUUUGUCCAAGUCGUGGUGAAAAUGAUUAAAAUAGUAACGUAGUACUAAGAAGCAGGGAAAAAUAUCAUGGUCGAAAUAAUUUUUGAUUGGUGAUGUGUACAAAAUAAUAAUAUUAUAUUAUAUUCUAUGAUAGUGUGAUAACGUCAAUUAUUUUUUCCUGUGCGAGUUGUUUAAUGAUACAACCUAUAAAUGUAUUUCUAUAAUAAUAUUUUUUUAAUACUGUACUAGAAAAAAUAAAUUAACUAGAAUUAAAAUAAGCGGCCAAAUUAAAAAUAAUUAGGUCGGUAUUUUUGUUAACUAGUAAAAGUUUAAAGUUUGAAUUAAUUUUAAUAAGAGAGCAAUAAGCCAAUAAGUUUAAAGGAAUACUUGUAACCAGUCUACUCUUCUUAACACGCAGUUCUAAAUAAAAAAAGGGCAGUUUUUAUUUAAAUUUUAAAAUGGCAAAUUUGAGUUUAAAUAUUGACAACAAUGUAAUGGCGUGACAUUAACUAUAUUUGAAUAUACAGGGUGCCUUAAAAAUUUAAUAUUUUAUUUUCAUAGUUUAAUAACCUAAAAAUAAUUAUUUUUAUUUUUCCACUUUUUAACAUAUAUGGCCAUUUUCUAAAAAUAUAUUACUCUAAACAUUUUAACGUAUCGUACAUUGAUAUCCGAUUAAUAGUUACUUAUUAGUUAUAGCGUAGCUUUAAUGAAGAAUAGAAAAUGGGCGUAAAAACAAUAUGUUCAUAUUUGCUAGAAGAUAAGAAAUUACGGUGCUGAUUGUGAUUCCUUAUCGCAUAACUUGUUAUUCUAUUGAAAAUUAAUUGUUUUUGCGCCAGUUAUCUGGAAAUUAAAACGACUAUCACUAAGAGACUAUUGAUCGGGUGUGCUAUAUUCAAAUUUUUAGAACAAUAUCUUUUAAAAAAUGAUUAUUUUGAAAAGUGAUAAAAUAAAAUGUUUCAACAAUUAUGGGAUGAAAAUAAACACCUGAUUGUUCUCUGUACACAAAUGUCCCCUUCUCCUUUUGGAGAUUGACCGCGGGACAGUAAAAAAAAAAGAAAAAAAAAAAAAAGUCGCUUAUACGUUAUUCCUGGUCAACAGAACUUCGUCUUCGUCAAAGUUUCGGUAGGUCGCGUUCGGCAGAGUUUUCGGCGGGAAGGGGUGACAAACAGCCAUCCGUCUACCCGGACGAACUCUGCGCACUAUUACGGGACAGUACAGUAGGUUACAGUGACAGCGCCGGGCUUUAUGCGGCCGUCGUCGUGACGUUUGAAUUGAAAACUCCGACCGUUGCCGCGCGCGUGCCCGUAAUUGAAAAUUAUUAUUUAACAUUGCCGUGUCCGUAUGAACGAAACAAAAAUUAUAAUAAUAACAGCUACAAGAACAAUAUUCGAUUAUUCGCGUACAGCGCGCGCGUGUGCACGUGCACGGGCGGCGUACGUAUACCCGCGCGUAUUAAUUUCGUCGGCCGAAAAUCGAUUCGUUCUCAUUUUCGUCCCGCGCGAAUCGCAUUCCAAUACGUUUUUUCGUUAUUAUUAUUAUUAUUAUUAUUUGUAUUGAUUACGUUUCGUCGCGAUUUACAAUGGCGGCGGCGGCGGCGGCGGCGGCUUGUACCGCGCAUCACGUGCGCGCCGGAUACGCCGUUAAUUACGUUUUUCGUACAUACACGCGCGCCAAACACGCAGCGGCGAUCAUAAUUUUACACAAUAAUAACAAUAAUACGCGAUUUCGAUUAUGUGCGGUAUGUACAAUCAACUGUGCGCACAGGGUUCAACGUUCAGACCCCGGGUGUUGCUGUGUGGUGUGCACACUCGCGAUGCCUGCAACACCUGGACGUACAAUACGAACAGCGUUACAACAUACGUUUCGAGUUGAUCGCGGCGCCUUAAGAAGAUGGGGGCGGGUAAGAAGUCGUGUGCGGACCGGUCAGGUAUGGAUCGCCGUGGAUCCAUCACCACCGUCGCCCGCCCGUCACGUGAUGGGCGACGGCCGCCACAUCCUCCAAGCCGCUGGUUUCGGCGUCACCGUGUACACGGUGUACGGAUUUCGAAAGCAUUCGAUCGGGCGGUUUCACACCGACCCAAUAACAGCUAUCGCUUUUUUAACAAAUAUGCGAUUUUACAAAUACGGACCUUACGAUACAGUUUCAUGAUCUCGUGUCGAUACUAUCGUUCGGCCGGAAAACGGCUUUGUUGGUUUCUGUUCUAUAAAUUCUAACAAAGAGUUGGGUGGGUUUUUUUUUUUUUUUAAUUUUCUCAAAAUAUAAUUGUAUCCCCCGAGGUUUUUUUUAUUUUUGCAUUUUUAUUCGCAAUUUAAGAGGCGGACGCAAUAACCCAGGCGCAAUUUCCAUCUUUUUUUGCAUAUUCUCAUAUAAAAAAAAAAAAAAUAAAUCUCCGUUGAUUGGUGCAAUAAACAGAUAUAUCCGGCCGUUAAGUACGAAAGUAUAAUACAAAUGGAAAUGUGUUUUUUUUUUUUGUUUUUUUUUUUGCAAUAACAAUUAAGACAUCUCCGGGGAUGUCUGGAUUUUUCCUACGGCCAUAAUAUAUACGCCCGUUAUAAUUUAAUAGCGUCCACGGAUCAAAUGGAUUUUAGCUCGUAAUAUUCAAUUUUAUAAUAUUUAUCGAUACAAUCCGAUGAUAAGAAAUUACGUGCCGUCAGUAUAAUAUUAUUUUAAGUACGUGUUUUAAAUGUAUUCAAUCGUUUUUAUAAUGAUAAUACGUAAUUAGCGUUUCAAAACCCGUACAUUAAUAAUAAUUCUCCUAAGAACAAUUAAUAUUAUAAGAUUGUAAAUAUAUUAAUCAUUUGUGUACGUUUUGUUUGUGACGCAGUUAUAGUCGAGUCAUGGGCAAGAUGAGCGGCUCGGUGGUGAUCAACGUGAAACGGCCCGUUUUCCAGCUGGAAGAUCUCAACGAGGGGUACCGCAACAGCAGCGGCCCGGAGAUCGACCUGGAAGUGUCGACGAAACGGAAAAAAGUAGCCAAGCUCAAGUGGUCGGAUGCCAAGACCGUGGUGCCGGCCAUCGACUGGCUAUUCACCAACUACCAGUGGUCCGACGAUUUCGUCAAGGACUUCGUUGCCGGCUUCACGGUGGCCGUGCUCAACAUACCGCAGGGCAUGGCGUACGCGAUGCUCGGCAACGUCGAGCCGACCGUUGGUCUAUAUAUGGCCAUACUUCCGGUUAUCGUGUACAGUCUGAUGGGCACGUCCAGGCACGUGUCCAUGGGAUCGUUUUCGGUGGUGUGCCUGAUGACCGGCAAGGUCGUAAACGCGUACGCCAACCAGAACAACAACGGCAAUGUCCUCUCGGCCGGGGCGGGCCCGUUUCCGUUUACCCCGGACUCGGUGUCGUUAUUGCAGCAAGCCCGUAACGAUUCGUCAGUGGUCACGGUGGCCGCCACCGUCGCUGCCACGGCCACCACCACGUAUACGCCGAUCGAGGUGGCCACGGCCGUCACUCUCAUGGUGGGCCUUAUACAGAUACUGAUGUACGUGUUCCGGCUGGGCGUGGUGUGCACGAUAUUGUCCGAGACGCUGGUCAGCGGUUUCACGGCCGGCGCGGCCGUACACGUGGUCACGUCCCAGAUGAAAGAGUUGCUGGGCGUUAAGAUCGAAAGUCACAACGGGCUGUUCCAGAUCGUGCUCACCUACUACGACAUUGUCAACAGUAUAACCAACAUCAAUUUGGCCACUACCGCAGUGUCCUGCAUCACGGUGGCCCUGUUGCUCAUGUACAACUUGUACCUGAAAGUCAUAAUCAACAAACGGCUCAUCAUACCUGUGCCCAUUGAACUGCUCACAAUCAUAAUUGGCACGCUGCUGUUUCAGUUCUCCACGUUCUCGAAUGAUUACCAUAUAAAAUUGGUGAGUACUUUCCAUUAUUGUCACAGGUACAAUUUACGGUCAUUAAAGUCAGUAGUAUAUUAUCGUAUGAUAUAAAUAACUCGUGAAAAAAAAAUCCCUUGUCAUUUGCUCUGACAACUGAUUAAAUAUUAUAACAUGUUAUAUACCACAAUAAUAUUCACAUUUGACAAAAUUUCAAAAAAUUAUUUAAAACCAAAGACCAUACCAAAACAAAAGUUUCAACUUCCAAACAUUUUUUAAAAAUCUAUUUUACAAAAUGACAAUUUUGAAUUUUUUUUUUUUUAAACUAUAGUACAAUUUAAAUCCUAAAAAAAAAAAAAUUGUAUUGGCUGUAGCGCAAAGGCAUAAUAAUUAUUUAAAUCAAUAUCGAACAGAAAAAAAGUUAUUUCAAGUGUUAGACCAUCGUGGGACACCCUGUAAAUAUAUGCUCCAGGGCCUGGUGUAUACGACCGGUUUCGACCAUCAUUAAGUAAAAACAGAACAAAGGCGAAAAAUAAUACUCGACUGAAUAUAAAAUCAAAAUUAUGAAUAAAUAAAAACGAGUGAACCAAUUCUAUUUGAAGAGAUUGUAAAAUGCGACGAUAUGACACAAAUUUAAGAAGUUUCGUUUCCUGUGCAAUAAAUAAUAAUUUUCCUCAUUUAUACGCAACAAUCAUCAUUUUGAUUUCACAUGCAGUCGCGUAUUAUUUUUUUCGCCUUUGUUCUCGUAUGACGAUUUUUUGAAAUGGUAACACACGAUUUUUAUUAUACUCCAGGCUUUGUUUUGUUAUUCUCAUAACAAUUUAUUUAUUUGUUUUGCAUACAUUGCUAUUUUUUCCGCCUGUAAACAACAUUUCUAACAGACAAUUUUCUCCGAUAUAUCAAUAGUGUAGCAUUUUUUCUGAAAACAAGAAUUUCCUAGUUGAUGUUAGUAAAUAGGUCAUUUUUUUUUUUUGAUUUUCCAAGGGGUUUUCAAAAGAAUUGAGAAAAACCAAAAAUAAAUUAUAGAAAAAACGGCAAAUAUUUACGGAGCAUUAUCGAUAUUAUUGUUUUUUAUUUUUUACUAACUAUGUUUUCUAUCAGAAUAUUGCUUUAAUCAAAAAAUGCUAAUAAGUGACCUUUUUUUUUUAUUGAAUUUUAGAUCUAGUUGCUCACGAAGUAAUUUUGUGAAUUUUAAAGCAGUUUUUUUUUUAAAAAUAAUUGAGUAAAACCGACAAAAAAAACGUAGAACAAAUGGGUAAGUUUACGAAAAUAAUGGUUUUAUUAUUUUCAAUUUUGUUUUUUUGUUGUAAUUCAGUUUAAAAUAUCCGUAGAAACUUAAAAUUACGAUAGGAAACUUGUAUUUGCCUUUUCUAGACGUGGUAAAAUUUGUAAACAAUUUUAGCUAUUUUUUCGAGUUAUUUAUACGUAGUUUUGUAUAUCAUUGUUUGACCUAGCAGAAAUGCUUGACAAUUUAACAGGAGGCUUAUUAUAAAUUGUCGAAAAAAAAAAAAAAAAAUGUAGACGUAAUAUAGUUAUUUUGUUUCUAUAAUUAUUGUUUUAAGAUCAAGUAUUGAAUAAAACCGUAAAUAUCACGGUCUUACAAAUCAUGUAUGAACGAACUGCGAAACAGAUUCGUUUUUCGUUAGUAAUAGUUCAUCGUUGCCCAUUACAGAUGUAAAUUGAUUAGCUUUAUGUAUCCGAUACAUUUUAAACUUUUCGCCUACAACAGUGGUGCACCCAUCAGCAGUAUCGGGUGUUUUUAUUUUUUUUAAUAAUUUAUCGAUUACGAAUUCGAAAAUGUUGAAAAUCUUUUCACCGCAGUAUCGUAGACCAACGACGUUGAAAAUCGCACGAUAUAAUUGAAACUAACCCCGUUAUAUAAUUAUAGACAUAUUACCGUGUUAUUAUAAUAAUUUUAUAUUAUAUUUCAAUAAUAUUUCUAUGCAAUCGACUGUUCACGAUGUGAAACGAAUUAAACGUAUACCGAGUUCAUUACUCGUGCACCAUUCUCGAUCAGUAAUAACGCGUUUGACGUGUGCGUCCGGUUCGUAAACAUUAUCGUAUACCUAUGUAAUUAAAUAUUAAUAAUUAUUAUCGUUCGAAAAAUCCAAUGAUUCCAAAGUACAAUAUUUCGUCGAGAAUUAAAUUGUCUGUAGCGAAAAAAAAAACAGUUUUAAACAGCAAAGGUCCGUGACACUAGCGUCGAUUUCCUUCUCCCACGAAGAUAUGAACGUUGUGAUAUCUCGGAAAGUAUUAACUGUUUUGUAAUUUUUUUUUUUAUUAUUAUAAUUUAAGAAACAAGUAUAAAUCUAAAAUGUUACAUUACAAACAUUUUUUGUCACUCUUUUUCAGGAGGUGAACCGACUACUUACUUUUGGUUUUCAAACGGUAACCUAUACUGUUUGUAAGUUUUGUCAAAUGCUUGUUGGUUAAAUUAUCAAAAAAAUUGUGAAUAAAAGUUAAUAAUUUUCGAAAUAUCAUAAUGGCCUCGUAACGGCCGGACACCCUAAAUUGUAAACAAUUAGCUUAAUUUGAGAGGGAGGGUUUUGUAGUGUUGCAAAAAGCUAAAAAAAUCCCUCCUCCCGCAACAGCACGGUCAAAUCACAUUUUCUAAAUUCAACUCAACUUUUAUUACAUCAAUCCACGUAUAAAACAAAUUUUAAUUACCAAGUUUGAGUUGAUUUAGUCCAGACGGAACCGCGGUUAUAGAAAUGUAUAAAAGUAACGAGAAAUAUAUAUUUAUAAAACGACACAAUAAAGGGCAAUUGUCGUUAUUUUGGGGAAAAAAAAAAAUGAAACUAAAGCUCUCUAAUUGAAUCGCCAGUAACGCCUUAAAUGCACCUAAACGCUCAUCUCUAUAGUGAUUUUUGAAAUAAUUUCAAUUGUAAAUUUUGUUCAUGAAACAUAGACUUUGCAAUCUUUGGAACCGUUUAUUGGUGUUCGCAAUGAUUCGCCGUUGCGCAUACAUAGACUUAAUUACCCUAUUCUCACCUGCAGCACAGGAUUUUCCCUAGGUGUGAAGCAUUUACCUAUUUAUUUAUGAUGUUUAAAAUACCGGGCGAAAGGCAACGAAACUAUAUCACUGCCUAGGUCUGCGAUUUAAUAGUAUACAAAUUAAAUGCUCGCAUAAUGUAUACGUUACGAUGUGUAUUUUGCCUUUUUCCAGAUUGGUGAGAUCCAACGGGGUCUGCCUGACUUCAAACCGCCGCCGGUGAAUUUGUUGCUGAGCGUGAUAACGGAAAGCGUGAUAAUCGCCAUCGUCGCCUAUUCGGUGACUAUGUCCAUGGCCUUGCUGUUCUCGGAGAAACUCAAGUAUUCGAUCGACACGAAUCAGGAACUGCUGGCGCAGGGCUUGGGCAACGUGUGCGGUUCGUUCUUCUCGUGUCUACCGUUCGCCGCAUCACUGUCCCGGAGCGCCACGCAGCAGACGGUCGGCGGCAAGACCCAGAUGGCCAGUAUCAUAUCGGCCAGCCUGCUGGUGGCCGUGGUCAUGUGGAUCGGCCAUCUUUUUCAACCCCUACCCCGGUGCGUGUUGGCCAGCAUCACCAUAGUGGCUCUCAAGGACAUACUGCUCCAAGUCAGGGACAUUGUGCGCAUCUGGCGUACGUCCAAAGUGGACGCCGCCAUCUGGCUGGUCACGUACCUGACGGUGAUUCUGGUCGAGAUCGACGUGGGCCUGCUGGCCGGCGUGCUCGUGUCGCUGUUCUUCGUAUUCAGCCAAGGCAUCGGCAGCGGCGUGUACGUGCUCGGCCGGAUACCCGACACGGAUCUGUACGUGGACGCAGAACGGUACCGGCGAGCGGUCGAGGUGCCCCGGAUACGGAUCCUGCAUUAUUCCGGUAGCCUGAACGUGACUAACCGGAACGUGUUCAAGAAGAAGAUCUACAGCAACCUGGCCAGAUACGACGGCGAACUGGCGCCCAUCACCAUAUCGAUAAACGACGGCAAGGAGACGAUGGUCAAGACGCAGUGCGUGAUAUUCGACUUGGCCGGCAUGCACUACAUGGACACAUCCGGGCUGUCGGCGUUCGCCCAGGUGAUCGACCAGCUCAACGAGGCCGGCCUGUCCGUGUACGUGGCCGCCGUGUCCGGUAACGUAUACGACUGCAUGCGGUUCCAGAGGUUCAGCACGGUGCACUUUUUCCCGUCCGUGCACGACGCCGUAGAAUUUUACAAAAGCCAUGAAAGCUACUGCAGCUGA
This is a messenger RNA of Cinara cedri, 62010 nucleotides long. NCBI's taxonomy places the organism in Eukaryota, Metazoa, Arthropoda, Insecta, Hemiptera, Aphididae. The record is from the annotation of a GenBank genome assembly.